GAAUAAAAUCUAUUGAUUCAUAAAAUCCGCAUCCCACAUAUUCCCGCUACGCUUCUCCUUCAUACACACACUUGCAGACAUACUCUAUCUCCUUCUCUCUCACACAUACAUACGCAGACUCCUCCUUCCUCUCUCCUCCUCCUCCUCCUCAUCAGUUGGUCCUGUGCCUUCUUGCCGGGACGGUAUAACAGUAGCCAUACAGAGAGUGGACCGGCGGUGGAUGGGGACGGACAGUAGCCGCAGCAGCAGCAGCAGUCGGGCGCACCGACCGAAGCAUGCUCCAGCGCAGCCAUGACUUGCUCGGCGUCAGAUAGCGAGAAGAUCGUGAUCAACUGCGGUGGGAUCCGACACGAGACCUACCGGAGCACACUGAAGACGCUGCCGGGGACGCGCUUGUCUUGGCUUACCGAGCCCGACGCCUACAGCAACUUCGACUACGACCCCAAGUCCGACGAGUUCUUUUUUGACCGCCACCCGGCCACCUUCGCCUUCAUCCUCAACUACUACCGCACCGGCAAGCUCCACUGCCCUGGCGAUGUUUGUGGGCCCCUCUUUGAGGAGGAGCUUGCCUUCUGGGGCAUCGAUGAGACGGACGUGGAGGCGUGCUGCUGGAUGAACUACCGGCAGCACCGCGACGCGGAGGAAGCCCUGGACAGUUUCGAGACCCCCGAGCCGGACGCCCCCGAAGAUGACCCGGCACUCACCGGAGGUGCAGACGGUGACCUGAAACGGCUGUGCAUGCAGGAGGAUGGCCGCAGAGCGACGUGGUGGGAGGUGUGGCAGCCCAAGAUGUGGGCUCUGUUUGAAGACCCCUACUCUUCCAAAUACGCACGGGUGAGUGAGUUCCCGAGCAGUCAAUGGAAGGAUCUCUCUCACUGCUGGUACCCCUUAUUUUUUCCUUCUUGGCCGUCUCUUACUUUCUCGCUGUCCACCUCUCUUGUUUUCUACCUCUUUCUACCUCAAAGCGCGCACACAAACCGCUGUGGCACUGGUGUGGCCACUUCAUGUACCGCUGUGCGUAAAGUUACCGCGUAAAAUGUUUCUGAAGUGUGGCAGUGCAAAAAAAAAAAAAAAAAAAAAAAAAAAUCACUGCAGCGUUUUUGAAUGAAAGGUUGAAUGACGGAUUUAAAUGAUAGAUAGAUAGAUAGAUAGAUAGAUAGAUAGAUAGAUAGAUAGAUAGAUAGAUAGAUAGAUAGAUUUUUCUUUUCUACCUGUUUUGUCUCUCAGCGUUUUUCCUUCUUUCAUCCCUCUGUACAUUUUGCACACCACUUUGCACCACUUCUCUGUGUUCGACCUCAUUCAUUGACUUGCCCCGCCACUGCUUCUUUUCCUUUUAAUCACUCUUAUUGACAUAGUGAAAAGCUGGGACCUGAGCCCUUGGUCGUUUGUCUUUUGCCAUCCCUCUCUCUCUCCCUGUCUUUUCUUAAUGGUCUGAGUGUGAGCAGCACAUUAUUUCUUUUUGCGGAACAUUGCCCUGCAUUAUCCUGAUUUCAUUAGGAAUACUCACAUUCAGAAUCAAGCUCUAUCAGUCUGCUUUGGUUUUAAAUCAUUAAACCAUACUAAAAUCAAGAUUAUGAGCAAUGAACUGAUGGUGAAUGCGUCGGUCUCUUAUCUGUCUCCGCAUGCGGAAGCCAGUGCACACUUUAUCAGUCAUGGUGCUGAGUUUUUGUCUGCUUUCUUUUUUGUGCAUGUAUCUGAGAAAACACACACACGCACACAAAUUCAUCCCUGUUUACUCAUGAGUGUAUCUCUUAUAUUUGCUUGCAGGUGAGAGGGAAUACUCUUGUGUUUGUACUGAGGUGUAUGUUUGCUGGCUUCAUAUUAAUUUGCCCUGUUUUGUUUGACUUUGCGGUAGAACACACAACCUAUUAGUCCAGCCUCUGCUUAUAAUGAAAUCGUAGCUGGUUUUAACCUGCAAAAUAGAUCUUGUUUUUCAUUUUUUAAUCAUAAUACCUUCAACCUCUCACUGUAAAGCAAAGAGGAUCUCUCUGCAGAAGGACCUUGGUACAGAAUCCUGAGUAAAAGCUUUUCAGAGCGACGUCUUCAAGGCUAAAAGUAAACUCAAACCUGCAGUAAUCAGACAUUUUCUUCACACACAACACUCUCCCCUGCCAGUGAAAAUUUUACCUGGCGUAUCUGUCAACAUAGUCUGCCCUUGAUCUAACGGAGAGGAGGAAAAGCUGAGAAGGUCAGGGUGCUGGAGUGGAAUAUAGUGUGUCCAAAUUUUGUGGGGGAGCCUGGAUUUCCACACCAUGGCCUUAAAAACGUUGCACAACUGUGAUUUUUACUCAACCUCUUGAUAAGAUGAGGACUACAUUCAGUCCAAAAACUUAACUGGGCAAUCAGCUGCAUUCUUUGAUCAAGGAUUAAGAAAUAAACAGUAUUUAGAUGUUAACUACUUUUAUUAUUUGUCAUUUAAUAUUGUGAAGCACAUUCUUGGAUUUGUGAUCUGAAUUUUCUCUUUUAUUAAAGUUUAUCAUGGACGCAUUAUGCAGAAAAAUGCAAAAAAGCUAGCAGAAAAACAAGAAUUUAAGCACUGAACAGAUGUUUUGGGAGAAUGUCGGCAGCCUGAAUGUAAAUAAAUGCGUCGCAAUAAUGCCAAAGACCUACCUCUGUCCAUGGUGCUGAAGGGGGUUUCAAAACAGAUGCAAUCAGAGCUCCACAUAAUGCCGCCUUAUAUCACAGAGUCACUUUUUGGUUUGAGAUGCCUUCAGGGAUCUUUCACGGGUCCGAGGUCCAUGGAGGUUCUGUAGAGGUCAGAAGAUGUUUGAGAAGGAGCUGCUAAGUGGUUUUAAAUAAGUCAUCUACACUUUCAAGAACCAAAGUAAAGUCCAAACGCAAAGAACAAUCACAGCAGUUGAGUGCUACUAUUACUCUUGAACCUUUAAAAGACCAAAAUCUCCUGUUUGAUUUGCAUACUCUAGAAUAUAAACACAUGGUUGCAUAUAUGCUUAUUAAAUAGUCAGAAAACAGAUUUCGAACAGAAUUCUGGGGAAAAGCUCAUGUGAAAAGUCAAAAAUGAUCUCUUAUUCACAGUCCUGAUGCUCUUAAUAUACCUUUAGAAUGAUACAUCCAUUAUUAGAUGAUUUAUAUUCCUGUGUCAUUGGUCAUUGGUUAAGAAUGCUAAUCACUUGAGUCCUAAUUGUUGAAAUCUGAGUUGAGUCCAAGCCACCAGAGAAGACUUUGAUUCGAGUCUUGAGAUGAGAUCCAAAAUCUGAGUCUAAAUUAAACCCUAAUUCAUCUGCUACCUAGUCAGUGUAUGAACCUGGACCAGCAGGAACCUUUAGGAUGUGUGAAAAACACAUUUGACUUGUCAACAAUGAAUUCUGACUGAUCCUGUUGGUGUGCAUAGAGGUUUAAAGUGUCAGUGAAGUUACCGCACUGUAAUGUGUACUGCGCUUCUUUGAGAUGUGCUCAUCGAAUCUGCUAUCGUAGGACUGUGGGUGUCUAAUCUAUUAGCUUUAAAUCAUAAUAUUAACCAAACAAACCCAGUGUUUUAGCCACUUAUCAUUAGCUUGCGAACAAUAACUUCACCAAGUAAACCUGGGCAGAUGUCUGUAAAAGUCUGAGUUGCUUUCGUCUUCUCUUUGAUGGUUCUGUUUCACGUGUUGGCGAAGAAGGUCAAGAAACCUGAGCAAUGCUGUUCAUUUCCAAAGUGAUUAAUCCCAGUGUACAAAAACCAGUCUGUGCUUUUUAGACUUUCAGCUACUUUAGUUGGAAAGUCAUCCAUCAGUGCUACUUCUCAGGUGAUAGAGUUCGUCUUUGCUCUCCAAUCGUUUAUCUUACUCUCAUCCCUUCCUGUGAACUCAGUCUUUCCUUCUUUGGUCAGUUUUCUGUCUCUGAGCCGUGCGUCCCUCUAUCUUCCUCUGCUUAAUUAUCUUCAAAAAUCUAUGUCCAUUUGCAGAGCCAGCGCUGGCCUGGAUUAUUGUGAGUUUGGUGGAUUUUUUCGUGGAUUCUGCUAUAUUCACGGAGACAGCUUAUUGACUCUGGAAGACAAAGUUGUCUGCUGAAAGGGUAGUUGGUAUCAUCCAUCCUGACAUUAUUUUGAACAUGUGCCUAAUGUGAGGGAGGCUCUUUUUUUCUGGUUUAGUUGAACUGAUCUUGGUGUUUGUCGAAAGAACAAAUGGAGAUCCCGAUUUUGACUUUUCUUACUCAUCAAACUCAAAGCCUUGUCUUGUGUUUUCUCAUCUUCUCACCACCUCCGAUCAAACUUAAAAGAGGCCAUAUUGAUCUUUCUACUACGGUGCUCUUCACUUUGCUUCCCACAUGUUGUUUGUUCUAAAACUGCAGGUUUGUCCGCAUUAAAACUCAUGUUUUAAGCGUCCUAUGUUGCCCCAUGGAUGCACAGGUUUGCAAAUCGGAAAGUAUGUGAAAGAAAAGAGUUAAUUUACCUCCUACUUCUCCCUCAUGGCUUGUUUCUCAAACACAGGUAUUGAAGAGAGUCAGACUGUUAAAAAAGUUGGCAUGUGACACAGUCUGGCAUCUUGCAGGAUCGCCAACAUCAAGAUUGUUGUCUGGCGAAAAGGACUUCCAGCCAUUACACUGAUGACUGGGAAUUGCAGCUGAAAUGUGCAGCAGCACGGCGCUGUAGCUGCUCGGUGCAGCUUUGUCACACCUCUAAAAUGAACGAAAAACAGUUUCUGAAUUGUGCAAAUUCAAUCUGCCUUUACCUGAGAGAGCAUCGAAAAUGUCUUUUGCCCUAAAAAUACUCAUUUCUUUUCCACCUGUGUUUUUGGCACUCUUUGGUAGUUUAAAGGAAAGAGAGUUAGGCAGCAAAAGCAUUUGGUUCGAAUUUACCUCCUGCUUGCUUUCAGUCAUUCUCAGCGGUUUAGAAAACUUGAAUGUCUGUUUUUAUGUGUACUUGUCAUCUUCGGGUAAAAAGCAAAUGCUUCAGCAAAAACAGGAAAGGACAUUUUUAAGGAUGAAGUGAGCGUCCACUGCAUUUAAGAGGUUUUUCUUCAUUGCAGCCGCAUCCUCGAUUUGAUGGAUAACGCUCAACAAGUCCAAAAAUUAAAUGAUGAUCAAACAAGGAUAGAAGACCUGACAAGGAGGGGGGGAGGGCAGGGGGGUUGUGACAGUAAUAAAAGGGCAGAUUUGACUAGGGUUGUGUCAUGGUGGGGGGAUGGAGGAGAACCGGUGUGACAGCUGAGGUGACUUUGAAAGUGUUGCAGUCAAUAGUUUCUGUGCCAGCACGUUGACAUAAAGAUAGGUUGGAAAGUGUGGAGGGGGCAGCCAGCGCAGCAGCAGCACUCAGGUUGGCCGAGGUCAGGCGGCCGGCUCGGUUUUAGCUGAUUAGCUCACUGGAGAACGUUGAGGGCGAUGCCGCUUGUCCUUGCCAACGUCUCCGUUGAAUAAAACAGGAAAAAAAGGAGAUGUUUGAAAGAAAAUGAAUGACAGGAUCGCCGGCUCGCUUCAUUCGUCCUUCCAUUAAGUAUAUGCAUCAUCUACGCAACAACGCCAAGAUUUCCACUUCCUUCCUGUCCUUCUUCUUCCCCGUCUUCUUCUUCUUAUCUACUCCAGUCUUUACAGUCCUCCCUCCAUCCCUUUUCUCCUCGUCAUCACCACUGACAGCUUGUGCUGCUUUAUUACCACGAUUUCAGAGCUGAGUGCUGGAUUGCUUAUUAUCGCUAUUCAGCCCCCCUCCAACCCCCUCCCCCCGUCCUUUCCCUCCCUCCCACCCUCCUCUACCUCAACCCCUCCUCUGGUUCUCUCCAGCUCUCUGCUUGUGCUAUAGCGUAACACUGCAGUCCCUGUAGUAGCUGACUGCGCUCUAGUCUGCUGCAGAGAAGGAGGGAGGGAGGGAGGGAGACACGGAGGGAUUGGGUAAGGGGGGGGGGGUGUUUUUGGUGAGGGGGUGGCGAGUAAAGUCAGAGUCAGACGCAAGGUGGAAUGGGAAGAACAGGAUGGGGGUCACUUUCUGCACCCCCUCAUUUUUUAUUCUCAGUGCCCCUCUUUUUUUUUUUUUUCUUUUCUGCUGAGCUCGGCAGACUCGGAUGCUCGUAUCCGUUUAUUGAUCAGGCAGUGCGUCUCAGCUCGCCUCAUUCAGGUGGACGUCUCAGCUGAAUGGUGCUCCUUUGUAAGCAAAACCUUCCAACACACAUCCCCCCUCUCUCUCUCUCCCUCCCUGCUUCUCUCUCUCUCUCUCAUUUUUUCACACAAUGGGGUGUGAUGACAUUUCCUAGUCCCUUAAGGAAAGAAAUAAAUACUAACACAGUGGCAAACACACACACACACCGACACAAACUCACACUUACUGUACCGCCACGAAAAGUAAUUGCGGCACUGAUGUCAUUUUGACCUCGUUUCUCAGUUGCUUGGUUGUAAGUUUGAGUUAUCUCUCUUCAUGAUUUUUACGCUUUUGUCUUUCUAACAUGCACCUACACUAAUCGCUGAUGUACGGCUUUCUGUGAAAUAUUGCAAUCGAAGGAAAUCCUUCCUUGCAGCACCUGUGUGAGGGUUAUCAAUGAACAGUGUGUCAUAGUUUCAAUUCAUUGCUUUGUAACUUUGCAGGGAUUAUUACUGAGUUUGUGUAUUUAUGAAGCUGCUGCUGCAACAAUCUUCAGUACGAUCAAUGAAACUGGCUGCACCAGAUGAAAAAUUAUGGCGCAAAUGCUCUUCAAGAUUAGACUCACAAUCUUUUCUUUUGGUGUUACAGAUUAGCCUGCAUGGUUUCUGCAGUCUGCUGAUCUGGACUCAGUCGGUUUCAAAGCUCUUUGCUGGGCUGACAAACUUGACACAACCGUACUCAUUUGGCUUCGCCUCUGUCACUCAGCCCACACUGUACUUGCACUGCAGGAGAAGACCUGAGAGUGAUUAACAGGAUACACGGUUAGCAUGCUCUAUAAAUCAAGUCAUUUGAUGAACUUGCAUGAAGAAAAAUCGGCUUUAAGAAAAAUAUCUCCUGCAAGCCGGUCUGCAGGGUUGCAAUGCCAAAGCUUUACUACAGCACAUAUGUUUGUGUUUGACUGUCACCUUAUUAGCUCUUCUCUCGGAAGAUUAAUUUGCUUUAAAGACCCACUCCGAUGAAAGUCAUGUUUUUCUUGUUUUUUACAUGUUCAUACGGCAUUUUUCUGAUGCUACAGGACAAAUCAUGAGAACACUAAAUCCAAAACUGCAUUUCUGAGUAUUUCUUCAUCCAAAUCGCUGAAGACCCAAACAGCAGGUUCAGAAACAGUGAGAAGUCAGACGUAACCAAUCCAAGCUCCGCCCCCAGAGCCCCGCCACACUCUGUGUAUAGAGAGGAAAUACAGAGGACGAUCGCGGAACAAGCGUGUGUGUUAGUGGAUUGAAAUGCUCGUAAGAAAGCUAAUUAUGAUAUUCGCUUUCAUCGUGUCCGUAAAGAUAUUAGUAUCCGAGAGCUGAAUAGCUUCUAUGUUACCUGCCACUUCUACUACACUGGCAAUGUCAGGCUGCAAGUUAACGUGAAGACGAGUGUGCAGAGCAGCGCUGUCUCCGCCCACGACUCAGCGGCGAAUUGCUAAUGAUCUACUGGAGCUCUGCAGAAGAAAAAGCCCUUAAAAAUGAAACAGGUAACGCGAUUUUUGGUAAAAACUUAAUCAGAAUUUAAAGCCCACUGAGAACACUAAGUAGGAAAAAACAAAAUGAUCGGAGGGGGACUUUAAAAUAUUUAUAAAAAGCUGUGAUAGUUAUUCAAAGUAUUGUUUGAAAAGUUAAGAUACUCACCUAAAAGCAACGGAAAAUAAGAGCUGCACUCUGAGGUUUCUGUGGUUUCGAGUGGUGGUACAAAUGCACAUUUUACCAAAACUGACCUCAUUUUAGAAAUAAUACAAACCCAUUUUUUCACCUGAUUUAUGAUGACCUAUGUAAGAGGGUGGUGAGAGUACAUUUAUAAGUACAUGAUACAUUGACUUGAUUUAUGGAGCCCUCUCUAGGUCCUCUGACCCUUCACACGCUUCCAUAAUACACGUCACAUUCACCAAUUUCCACCACAUUCAUACACAUAGCAGAGGCAGCACCCAUAAGUAUUAACUAGUCCUGUUCAAACACUUAUUGCACAGCCAGCAGGGAAAUUUUAGGGGUUAAGGGCACUCAAAACCUGGAAAUGAACCGCCAACCCUUCGAUUAAAGGAGGAAAAACUCUUCAACGAAGCAACGGCCCCUUUAAGACAAGCAUGUUAAUGAAAAACUCAUCUCAAAUAACAAAGCUGUGAUGAACGAAACAACCUUAAAACAAAACAGAAUGGGAAUGUCAUUUAUUAUUUUUACAUUUUCACCUUAACUCUAUGUAAAAAAAACAAGAGUAAGGGUUUAUUUUGACCUGUUCCUUUAAGAGCUUAGGUGAGACAGCUGGUCAGUGGGUGGAAACUGGCCCCAUCUAUUGACCAAUUCACCCAAAAACAAUGACUUGGCCAGUGCUAUUUAUGGAGCAGGUGCACUGCUUCUGACCUUGGAUACAGAAUUUGUUGCAAGAUCAUAACGUCACCGCAAGAUCUUUUGUGCAUUUUCAGCAAAAAAACGACAACGACACGUUGAUUUCAAUCACACAUGCGAUAGCUGUUUUCAAAAUCGUCCAGUUUCCUCUCUUACUCGACAUUUUCAACAUGUUUUCCCCCUGUUUGAAACCCCGAGCACCGCUCUGACUCCCCCCCUCCCACUCUAGUGGUUUUGUUGCGCUAUAGGCAAUAUAUCCACCAGGGUCCCCCUUCCCCCUCUGUGCUUUUCAGGAUAAUGCUGCGACAGAGCUUUCUUCUCUAUGUGGCGCUCAUUGCAGGAGAGAGAGUCCAAAGCAGGGAGGGAGGGAGAGAGGUGUGAGUGUAAGAGGAGAGGGUUGAGAGACACCAUUCUUUAUUUGAUGACAUGUCAAGAAAUAAAACGUUUAACCUCUGAGUGAUCUCCACUGUCCCCUUUGCUUGAGGGGGUCAAUGAACUCAAAUAUACACACACACAUUUACGCACAGACUCACACUGGCUUUUAAUGCAGAGGUACACACACUUGUGCAAAAAAAAGCUAAUUGAGCAUAGAAAGCAGCAUGUGCAGUAAGCCUCUGGCCUUGCACAGCCUAAUACACUCACACAUGCAGCAGAUUACUGCAGAAUGAUCUGCUGUGACGUGUGUGUGUGUGUGUGUGUGUGUGUGUGUGUGUGUGUGUGUGUGUAAGUGCAGCUGAUUUCGCUCUACCUCUCUGGCUGGUUCCAACACCCUCACCUUCUCAGUGGUUUGUUAACACUGAACAGAACAGAGAGAGCCUAAAGACAGUCACAAGAUGCUGCAUUCAAGACAUUCAAAUACUUGCUGUAUUUUUAAAGGGAUAUUCCGGCGUAAAAUAAAUUCAGGGUCAAACAGACAGUAACACCGAGUUAGACCCCCCCCUCGAGAGAUGAAUGUCACAAACAGCUUGCUUCUAGUUAUACCAACUUAAGUAGCAACCCCAACACAGCGAUCUGAGGAGCCAUAAACAAACCUCAACCAAAACGCCACUCUAUAGCCACAAAUAAUGCUCAGAACAGCACCUAACUUCAUCAACAGUACAUAUAGGGUCCCAGCCAUAGUACUAGCCACCAAACAUCUUUUUAACUUUGCCUAAUUUCUUUAGCAAAGAGACUAAACACAACUCACCUACUCUCUUCCAGCAGCUGCUUGUUUGUAGUGAGACCUAAGGCCAGUCCAUUACGGACUACAUCAUUUCUUCAUGAAAAUGCAAUCAGACCGAGACACUAAGGCAGAGGAACUACUGUGUCUGCAGUGUAAAAUGAUUAAUAUGAUGAUUAUUACUUAAAGGAAAUGAUAAAGUAAUGAUCAUAAAUGUUCUUCCUUGAGCUGCGUCACCCCACUGUAGUCUGUAAUGGACUGGUCCGAGGUCUCGUUACAAACAAGCGGCUGCUGGAAGAGAGUAGGUGAGUUGUGUUUAGUUUCUUUGCUAAAGAAAUUAGGCAAAGUUAAAAAGAUGUUUGGUGGCUAGUGCUGUGGGUGGCACCCUAUAUGUACUGUUGAUGAAGUUAGGUGCUGUUCUGAGCAUUAUUUGUGGCUAUAGAGUGGCGUUUUGGUUGAAGUUUGUUUAUGGCUCCUCAGACCGCUGUGUAUUGCUAUCCUGCGGUCGUUACUAAAGUUGGUGUAACUAGAGAAGCAAGCGGUCAGCAACAUUUAUCUCUCGAGGGGGUGUCUAUCUCAGUGUUACAGUGUGUUUGACCCUAACUUCAUUUUAUGCUGGAAUAUCCCUUCAAACGCUUCUUGAAUGCAGUUUUUUGUGCGCCUUAUGGGACAAGUCCUUGUUACUUUUUAAACGUUGCGAUCCAAAUAAAACAAAACAGCUCUACUUUGUCAGUGACUCUCAUGCCCAAGGCCACUACUCAGGACUGUUUUUAAAAAUAGAGCUCUAUGACACUGAGGAAUAAGAUAUAUCAAGCUCUGGAUACAAAGAGUGCAUCUGUUUUUAGUUUCCUCCUUCAAAUCUUUGAGGAACCCUGGUUCAUCGCUUCUGUCAGAGGAAAUCAUCAAAUCUUAAAAAUCACCUUCAGCACUGGUGCAAGUGGUAUCACAUGUAUAAGUUUAUAUUGACAAAUACGCACCCAGGUAAGUCUAAAAACAAAACCUGGUUCUAUCUUGGCUCCUAGCAUCACCUUGCAUAGCAAAUGCAGAUCUGUAAAAGGUGAAAUUCGCACUCUUAGGUGUUUCUGCAAGACGAGAAAACAUCUUAAAGGGCUGUUUCAAAAAAAGUGUUUUUGAAACUGUCGCCCCCAAGAGCAUAUGCUCUGCUAAAGGUUCUUGUUAGCAGAAAACAACAACUUCCAGCCACAUCAUUAGCGCACAGACCCUUGGACACACACACAAUCAUGCACUCUGUAAUUUGCCAUGCCUGAGCAGGUGUGUAAUGCUCAACAGCAGAAUGGACCUGCCACCAGCAACAGCAGUAGCCCCAAACAUUAGCUGUGUUAUGCGCUGCCCUGAGGUGCCAAAAUUAAACCUUCUGUUCAAGCUCACUUUCUGUAAACCUGAGAGACUAAAUACAGGGGAGCGAUUGCCCUUUUCAUUUGUGUGUGGGAAUGCAGGGAAACAAAGAGAAACUACUAUACUCUCAGCUUGUAUUAUUCACAGACCCACCACCAAAACAAGAUUGAAUCUCUGCUUAAUCUACUCCGCUAUGAGUACUUCCAAACAUUUAGUGACAGUGCUAGUCGUGCUAAAACUGCUAUUUGUAGGUAAAGUGAAUUAAUGAAUGUAGACUGGUUUUACUGUGAAUUUUUGCAUAUCUAAUAUUUGGAUUUGCAACGUAAUAAGUAGGAAUGAAAAUGUAAAUUAAAGCUGCUGGAGUCAAGUAAAUUUAGAUCUAGCUUUAAAACUUUAAUAAUAACGGUGAGACUGAUAUUAGUACUCACAGCAAGAUUGUCCACGUCUACAGCAAUGAUCUGUAGGAACGAACAAGACCAGGAAGCUCAGAACUCUCAGAAAGAUCUAAAGUUAGUAACUUUAUUGGAAGAUAGAGAUUUCAAGUUAGUGACAUGCAGGUAAAGGGAAGACAGGAGCUCAAUGUGCCAGUUCCCUUUGCAUAACCAAGAGUUGGUUCGAGUCUGAGCCAGCUCAAACGAUGAACGCAAUCAAAAAAGAGCAUUUCUAACCCCCAAUUUCCACUGCUUCCUACUGAAUCUGUAUGUGAGGCGAAUUUCGUGGAGAAUUAUGGACAGCAGGAAUCAUGAGAACUCACAAGAACCCGCGGAUUUACGUGCAAUCACGUGAUAACGAGUAGUCUCUAUGAUGACGGCCACAUAACAAAUAAAGCAGUAGAUUGUGUCCUUCCAGAGGAGGAAAUCCACCUCUAGACUUCUAAAAUCAGCAUCUACUCAGCCAUGGUGUCAACGGGGUGAAAUGAUGUCUGAAAACCUUUGACUCGUUCGUUCCUGCCCGUCUGCAUGAUGUGAAAUGCGAUCCGCCGAAACAGGGAGUGUUUUUUUUUUAAAAGAAGCUGGAUGUUUUAUUUUGUGUCUGUGCCCAACUUCCUUUCAAGCACGGGUUAAUCUGUGCUGAAUUUAUCUGGCAUGCUCCUUGUCCGGGAAAGAUAGAACUCUUGCGAACUGUAGGGGGACGGAAAGAAGCCGGUGGAAAUCGACACAUUAACCUGAAUGGUUUCGAGCGGUUGCGAUCUGCUGAUACGGCCUUUUCGUAGCUCUUCCAGAUGCGGUGGAUACUGGGGGUAAACCUGGUCUUACAGCAAGUGCAACAGGAUGACAGAUUCCAACUAAACAAAAUCCAGACUCCAGACCCUCCAGAGAAUGUCACAGAUGUGAUGGGGAUGACAAGAUGUUUGUCAAAGUCAACCUUGCUAGCUGCUUACAUGCUGCUACAUAAAAAAAUGCACCCACUAGUCAUUGUGAGCAUGAGAUGGUGUAACUAGAUAGAGCCUCACAGAGCUGCUUUAGUGGUAAAAGAGGCUCUUAAAGGUUUUAUUAGACACACAAACAGUUAACCUACAGUCGAGAUGUAUAAUCUGUUGAAAAAAUGAAGAAAAGAUUGUUCCCUCAGAAUGCGACAGCCUCUUGAAAAUGUUGUAACACACUGCGAUUUCUCAAAACUACCCACGGUUGGGUAUGGGUAAUUCUGGAUAGUGGUGUUUAAUAGGUGUCACAGGGUCCUGGAUGAAUGCCUAAUUGUGAGAGUGCUCACAGUGCAUGAAUCCUGUCAGUGUGCUGAGCCACAGAGCUGUCCACUGUCGAGAGUGCUGAUACAGGGUGUACGUUUCAGCUAACAGAGCUGUUCUAUGAAAAAAAAGAAAAAAAGGCUUUACAUGUGCUUGUUUGUUCCCCUGUGGUGCUAUCCAGCAUUGAAGUGGCUAAUGUGGGUCGCCGGUGCAAAAUAGUGACACUAAAAUAGAAGCAAUUCUGGGGGUGAAAUCGUGCUGAAUCAACUUCAGAGCACCAUUGUAAUUUGAGAGCUUGUAUCGCCGGCGAUCGUUGGCACUUCUGAAAUGGUGAUGCAGCUGUUGAAACAGAUGUGGUCCAGUGCUGAAGUGCUAAAGUAGUGUGCAGAUGGCACUUCCACUUUGAGGUUUGCAGAUCCCCUUGGAAAUUAAAUGCAGCUUGCUGAAAGUUGCAGGGACUGAAGGUUUCAGCACUGUCAUCAUCCUACCUAACAAACUCAAGUCACAUCACGGGGAUAAGGUGGAGCUUGAUUUGCCCAAGGCUUUAACUGUGUGUAUGGCCAUCGGCUGGACAAACUGCAUUUUACCGGUCUCUCCCUCUGCUGUCCAUUUGGAAGAAUGCAGAGAAAAGGCAAGGUGUGAAAAUUCACACCAUGCAGAGGACCCAGUUUUCAUUUAAUAAUUAAGAUUUCAGAGUUUAUGCAACGAGUCUUUGAACAAUCAUAUGCACUGACUUAGAGAAAUUAAUAUCUUGAUUUUUGAAGUUAUACUUACAACUGACUUUAGGCAUCAUAAAACAUUGUACCUGAAUGUUAUAAAUAUUUUUUUUUUCAGUUGUCACUUCCAUCACAUCAAGGAUUAUUUAAUCCCAUACGAGCCCUUAGUGUACCCUGUGUUGCGACCCACUGAGAGAUUUUAAGAUCUAAAUUGAAAACCGGGGGCGACGGGGCUCUGAUGCUUUAACUUGACCUGCAGGAUGAGAUCAGGCUCCCCUUGUUGUAAUUAGAAUCUGCACACAGAUUUGCUCUGGAUUUUCAGCUUGGGAAGAGUGCUGGUGUCUAAUAGUGAUGCAUUUUUAGUCAAAGUGGAACCGACCAAUCACAGGCUUUGCUGUAUGAAGAAAACAGUCAAUGACAUCCUGGCUCCUAAAGUCAGGAAUAUGAAGACAAUUCAUUCAUCGCGGUAAACAGAAAAAUGCAUGACAGUAGAGCUGAGAAUCUCUAUACCUGGAAUAAUAGACUCUAUAUAGACACUCAGAGGCUACAAAGCCAAAACAUUCAGAGCGCCCCCUACUGACUGGCUGCAGCAGAUAGAACAUGUGGUACACGGGCUAAAAAUAAGGAACAGUUCAUCAAAUGAAUCUGAUCUUACAAGCCCCAUCUUGUCUUUUAGCUUUUAGCAUUUAGCAAGUUACAGUGGAGAGGGAAAACUUCCUUUAAAAGGAUAUUCCGGCAUAAAUUUAAUUUAGGGUCAAACACACCAUAACACCGAGUUAGACACCCCCUGAGAGAUGAAUGUUGCCGUCCACUUGCUUCUCUAGUUAUACCAACUUUAGUAACGACCGCAGGAUAGCAAUACACAGCAGUCUGAGGGAAGAACAUUUAUGAUCAUUACUCCAUGGAAAUGCAAUAAGACCUAGACGCUAAGGCGGAAGAACUACUGCGUCUGCAGUCCAAAUGAUAAUAUGGUGAUUUUUACUUAAAGGAAAUAAUAAAAUAAUGAUCAUAAAUGUUCUUCCUUGAGCUGCGUCACCCCGCUGUAGUCCACAAUAGACUGGCCCAAGGUCAUGCUACAAACAAGCAGCUGCUGGAAGAGAGUGGGUGAGUUGUGUUUAGUCUCUUUGCUAAAGAAAUUAGGCAAAGUUAAAAAGAUGUUUGGUGGCUAGUACUAUGGCUGGGACCCUAUAUGUACUGUUGAUGAAGUUAGGUGCUGUUCUGAGCAUUAUUUGUGGCUAUAGAGUGGCCUUUUGGUUGAGGUUUGUUGAUGGCUCCUCAGACUGCUGUGUAUUGCUAUCCUGCGGUCGUUACUAAAGUUUGUAAAACUAGAGAAGCAAGCGGUCGGCAACAUUCAUCUCUCGAGGGGGUGUCUAACUCUGUGUUACGGUGUGUUUUACUCUUAAUUAAUUUUACGCCGGAAUAUCCCGUUAACAGGCAGAAACCUUGAGCAGAACCAGACUCAUGUAAGACAGUCAUCCGCAACUGCUGCAUAGGGUUUAGAGAUGGAAAGAGGUGAGACUGAUGUAGGUAGAUGAAGUAGCUGGAAAGCAGACAGGUCACUAUGUCUGCAGCAGUGAUCCAGAGGAACCUACUGCAUGAUGGAGCUCAGGGACAUAAUGAUUCAUGUUAUUUCUCCAAGGCCUCAAUAUUAUCUUCUUUUAAUUACAAGAGUAUUAUACUGCAUGCUUUGUGGUACUUUAUUGACUUGUAAAAGCCUCCCGUCAGAUUCUUAACCAUACAGCUCGAUUAAUUAAACUGAAUUGGUGAUAAAAUAGUGCGGUAAAGCUCUAGUUUACAGCCAGAGUGGAUUUGACCUCAGUAGUGGGUUAGAGCAGCAAAAACAACUAAAAGAGUUUUCACAAGCUUAUGUUUCAACUCUCUCAGACAAUCACAGCCGUCCCCCUCCAAUCACACAUUCACACACAUACAGACAGACUGUGGUCAGCACGACUUUAUUUAUUCAUGACAAACAUGACAUUUGAAGAGCUCACUCAGGGGAGUUAUUGAACCGAGGAAACCUUUCAUAGUCAUUUGACCAACCAACAUAUCAUUUUAACACCUAACCCGAGCCCUUCAGCUGUACAUACCACAGGACCAAAUUACAGAGAGGACACGUGCAACUCCAUUUUACAGGGAAGCUUUAAGGUUAAAUAAAGCACGACUAAGAGUAAAUGACGCAGAGCCGGCUGGUAUUGACAUCUGGAGAGACAAAAAAACAAAAAAAAUACUUCCUCUUAAUUUUUAAAAAUAAAAGUAGAGUAGUUCGCUCGGUGGUCCUUCUUCAUGCCAAGAGAGGCUGUGUAAACUUCAAUUAAUUCACGCAAUCUUGGGAUUUUCCAAACAAUUCCUCCUGAGGGGGGAUGUAGGAAAGCAGCAGGGCCACAAACUGAGAUCUGACAUAAAAAUAAAGCUUUUACCCUUGCUGCAUUGAUGUGCAACCCUUGAAUGCACCGAACAGCGGUAUACAACAGAAAUGCUGCUUUUUGAAUCUUUAUCCUCAGGUAGCCAAAAACCCAUUAGCGGAUCCCUUUCUCCCUUCCAUCCCUCCCCCCUCUACCCCUUUCUUGCUCUCUAAAUUUAGCCCUCUUUCACUCUGUCAUUUUAACUCAUACACCUCAUCCCCCCUGGUGGGGAUAGAAGUGUUACAGGGCCUCUGAUGCACACUCAAGGAGAUGAGCCCCCUGAUGCAGUCUUUUUUUAAGGGGGGUGGGGGUAUAUGACAGCAGGCAAUGACAGUUUUUAAGCCUCGCAGUGUGUAUCAUCUUUCACGCUGCACUCCUGAUUGUUUUUUUGGAGUAGCAUCUGCACUCUGUGUUUCAGGUAAAAUAUUCUCAGUGUGAUAAAGUGAGUAAAAUGUAAGAAUAAUAUAUAUGCAAUAAAACAGGAAGGAGGAAUUUCAAGAAGAGUAGGAAAUGAAGGACGGGGGUGAAAGGGGAUUAUUUCACGAGUAUUUGAGACGGAGAGAAAAGAUCUGGUCUCACGUCUUUUGGGAUUUCUGUAUCGCUUCACUCCUAUUGUCACAAUGUUCAUGUCACUGAUUUAUUCUCCUUCUUUCUCUCCUCAUCAUCUGAAAUGUUCCAUUUUGCCACCGCAUAAAUUAAUACGCUCUACUGUUUCCAUCUCAGCAAUAUGCAGAGAAAUCUCUGCGUGUGUCAGUGUGGGCAAGUCUGUUUGCUAUUUGAUGAUGGCGAUGAAAUAGGUUGCUGACCACUUCUUUGCAACGCUGCCAUAAUCAGAUUGUGAUAAACUGCUCUGUGGAUUCCCAGAGUGCUGGUUUAUGUGUGCGCUCUAAAUUGAAAUAGUUUAUGUUGAAUUUAAUAGAACAACUUCAAGUGUAGCAGUGCAAGAAGCUGCUAAAGACUGUAAAGCUAAAUGCGAACAUCAGCUUGUUGUGCAGCAUCUUUACUUCAUUUUUGCACAAGUUCUCUGAGGCGUAAACAGUCGGUACAUGAAGUGUAGAAUAAACAAUCAACAACAACAACACUGUGCAGUUGCAGCUAUACUUGCAUGGCUGUUGUCCUGGUGAGGUCAAAAUGAAAGAUUGACUCUGACUGUUGAAAUGCUGACUUUCAGCUUUGGGGUGCUUGAGGUUGUUCAUAUCUAUAUUGGAUGAAAGUGCAGAGCUGGUUGCUGGUUUUUUUUUGGGACGCUGCAGCAGGACAAUCAUUCUAAAUAUACUGACAAGGAUGUUUUCUGUCUGAAGAGAGCAAACCCAGUCACCUUACCUCGUUCCUUUUCAGGAUGCUUUUCACUGUUAAAGACCAGAUUAAUGUAACCCAUCAUCAUCAUCUGUCUGACUUCUGACUAAAAGAACAGUACUCUGAUUUUCCUCUUUUUUGUAAGUUUCUGUGUAAAAGGGUAGAGAUUGAAGUUGGAAAAAAAAAAAAAGUUUGUGGGUAAAAACUAAAGUGGUACUGAGUGCUGUCAGAAACACAAAACGUCCUCUCAAGCACUCUCCAGAACUCUGAACCUUAAAACAGUAUUUGUUCACACAUGCUCCCCUCAGCACUAAGUUUUCCUGUCAGACAAGUGCGUGUUUGGCGGGAAGGGGGUGGACGGGUCCUGGCAAGAGAGGCAUGACAUCAAAAGUCUGCUUCGUCUACCACAGUGUGAUGUUUUUAAAACAAAGACCCUCAGCAAGCGGACGGUUUGUGCAGUUAUAUCAGAGCUACAUGCAGACAGGCGUAUCUACACACUGUUCCCCUUCUUCAUCCUUGUAUAUUUUUGUAUCGUCCCCUGACAUGUCGCCCUUUACUUUGAGGCAAGCUCAGCAUAUCUCAUAUAUCUUUUACUUUUCUGGCCUCACUGACCCUGACGAAGGAGACUGCGCUAAAUGUCCCCUAUCUGCCCAAAGAUCUGUUCAUAUGUUCAAACGGCCAAUCACAAACAUUAACAAGUCUGCCGUUCAGCUUAUCAAACUGUGAAUUUAAAUAAAUGAUAAGAAAUUAAACUGAAGAUCCAGACCUACAUCAAUUUGAAUAAAACGCCUGAUGAUACAGUCCACCAAUCAAUUCCUGGUAACUCCCUUGUCUCCUGUGUGGUAUCGCUUGGAUGGUCACUGGACGCUUAAUCCAAUAUUUCAUUGCUCAUCUCACACUCUUAAACCUGUAUGAGUCUAUUCUGCUUUGAUAUCAAACAUUUCUCCUUGAAUAUUUUUCACAUACCUCGACUUUUAGAUCAAUCAAAACUCCACUUUUGUUCUUCAAAAUAAAAGCACAUAUGCAUACUAGCGCAGAAACUGAAGCGACAAAAUGAUUUGAUUAAUAAUAUUAAUGUACAGCUUGAGAUGUCUCCAAUGGAAGUGCCAUCUUUAAAACAAUAUAUUUGUACUGGGUUAUAAAGUCUGUCUGGCAAUAGUGCUUUUGCUUAAUUAUCAUAAAAACCUAGAAUCUUCACCCACCAAGUCAUACAGAUGCAAGAACUCCUGUAGGUUUAAUCAGAAGUUAGCUAAUGCAUGACCAGAAGUACCGUCAUCUCUCCCAGAUAUAUAUCUCCUAGGGCUGGGCAAUAAACCGAAAAUUUACCGAUACUGAAAUUUACGACUUAACCAACGUCAUUUUGCCAAUAUCGGUAUAUUCGGUGUCAAAAAGAUAAAUAAAAGUCAGUUUUGGAUGUGUGUAGGUAGGCUAUGGUCUCAUGUCCCUUUGAAACACUGUCCUACGUCGGAGAUCCAGUCCAUAACAAAGAGGAAAAGACAGGUGAGGAGAUGGAGGACGGUUCAAAAGUUUUCGCGGCUGAAGUAGACGAAGUUAAUGUGGGAGGGGGUGAGCAGCUUGUGGAGUAGUUAUUGUCCAUUUACGAGGUGAACCACUGCCAGCUGAUGACAAUAAAUGUUAUAAGCCUCACAUCUUGGGCUUUUAUAUGAUCACAGGUUUCCCUGCUAUUGUUGUUUAGGGGAUCUUUGCUGCUGCUCUCCCAGCCUUGGCUUACACGUAUCCACGAGGACAGUGUUGUAAUUCUGUUUCAGAUAAAAAGGCAAUCAAUCAAGAGGGAGAAAAUGGAAAUAGAAAUGAAUUGAUUAAGUUCAAGUGGUUAAAAAAGUUUAGUGCUUCAGUGGAUGUAUUAAGUGUCUUACUGGUUUCCUCCCUUCACUUCUCUGACAUCUACUUAAUGGUGGGUAUGGUUUAUUUUGGACAUAACAAAACAGCACAUUCCUCUCCUUAUCCGUCUGCAUAAUAUCAUAUUCCAUUUUCCUGCUCUCAUUUUUGCCAUCCCUAAGGUCUUGGGCUUUUCUUAAAUCACUCGUGGGACACACACACACACACUCUCUCUCUCUCACACACACACCCUAUUUUUGAUUCUGCUACAGUAUGUUGUUUUUGUGUUCUGAUUUCAUCAUGGGGUUUUUGCAAAGAAAAAAGACUAAGAAGGGUAGAGAUGAUGAAGAGGGUAAGUGGAAAGACCAGGUCAAAGACUGGAUGCCUGCUACUUAAUGUACCUUGGGGCCUUUUUUUACAUCAGUGUACGAAACAGUGGCGCUGUUAGAAAGGCCAAGUGUACCAGAAAACACGAGAACAAAAAGCCGAUGCACUCCACUUCCUCUUUCCUCACCGAUGCAAAUCACUCUUGUUGUCCAGAAACCCUCAAACUUUGCACUUUUGACACAGUGGCAGACAACUGACAUCUCGUCCCAGUUAAAAAGAAGAUAUCCGAACUGCAGGGUGAAACUAAAACAACCUUUCCCUCCAUUGUUGCUUUACUGUGAUUUGCCUCUUUGUGUAUUUCUCAUUUCUUUCACUGUGUUCUCUCAACAUUUUAUGGGUUUGUGCAUCUCAAAAGACACACAACAGACAUCGCUAGUGUGAAUUUUACGAUAGAGGCUUCCUCAUUAAACAAUUACUUACUUGAUUGACAGGAUCACUGUAAAACAGCGUAACAGGCGAGGCUGAAUGGUGCAGUGUGAGUGUGUGUGUGUUACAGAGGUUGUACUUGAGCGAAGCCUCUACUGUGUGUUUAGAAAUAAUGCGUCUCGUGCUUCCACAGCUCUGCACCACAACCACACACGGGGACACUAAAGUGAUGUUGUGAAUCAUUAUUACAGUAAAACACACAUUAAUGACAGAGCUUCAAACUGACGAUAUGAAAGGGGCGUUUUCAGGGGUAGCAGCGUCUCGUCUCUGCUCUGAAAUACUUCACGGUAAAUUUUUAAAAUCUCUGAAUUGAUUUUUACAAAAGCCUUCUGGCUAAUUUUGGGCAUGUUUAUUGCAGUGAUUUAUAGUACGGGUAGUCCCAGAGAAAUGAAAUGAAUAAUGAAAUCUGUUUUAAAUUCAGAAUAUGAUAACUAUAAAAUUGAAAUAACUGUGCUGUAACGUGUCCUUGAGCAUAACUUUAAGCUUGGAAACAUUCAGUUUUAAUUCAACGGCUGCCCUUAAACUAAAAGUUAAUUUGUGGGCGUGAAGAAAGGCGAUAGUCUGUCUUCAUAUUUGCUGUUUAGACGGAAAAGAAGCAGAAGUCUGAUCGUAGAUCAUGCGUAUUUCUUUAUAAAACAUGACAAUGAGAAUAUUUUACUCACUCACACACUUACAUUAUUAUUGAAUACUUGUGCUCAGAUCUACAAAGAGCUUAUUUAUGUCCCUGCCUUGACUGUAAUUUGAUUCUCUGUUUUGCACCAGUUAAGUUCGCCCACACCUGCUGUAUACCGACACACGUACAGAGAUUGAGGAUCAAUAUUCGCCCUUAGCAGAGUGCUUUCCUCAGUUGAUGACCUCAUCUAACCGGCCAGUUAAAAUAUCAAUAAAAAGCAGGGAGGCGGGGCUAAACUGUCAAUCAUUGUGUUGACAAAGGGAGUCUUCAUCCAGUCACACUUUCCUUUCAUCUCUCCCCCUGCACUGGUUUACGUUUCAUUAUCAGCUCUUUACAGUAAACACAACCAAGAAUAAAAAUUACAAUAAGAGGGAUGACAUAUUUCAACAGCCAAACAAAUAAAGUUUAUAUCAGCAGGUUUGAUGUCUUUAAAGGCCAAUGAGUGACAACAACAACAACCUAAAACCAAUGAGAAAGAAGCAUUGGAGGCAAGUUUGAGCUCAGAGUUAAAUGCUCGCAUGAAAACUGGGUUUUGUUGCCAUCAAAGAAACGCACACAGCCUGUGAAAUGACACCCUACAAAUAUUAGAAUUUACUACUGAUACUUAGACCAUGUAUGCACUGCUAAUAUUUGCAUUUACAACACCAAUUCCAAAAACGCUCGGAUGUUGUGUGAAAUAUCGAUUAAAAAAAAAGUGAUUUGCAAAUUUAGAUUUACUUCAUAUCAGAUUUUUUUUUAAAAAAGACAAUCCUUUAAAUGUUGAAAAUAAAAAAAAUUCCUGUUCAAGAUACAAUAUAUGCUCAUUGUAAAUUUAAUCCAAGCAACACCUUUAAAAAAUUCAGGACAGGGACAACAAAACGCUGAAAAAGUUGUGUUGUGCUUAAAAAAAAAACACACACAUCCUAAAUAGAGGUUCAUUUACAACUGAUCAGUGAUAGGACUGGGUAAGACUAUAGCAAAUAUGGGAAAAGGCUUAUUACUCUGUCAAAGACUGCGCAAGUAAAUACUCUUAUCGAAUCACGUUCCGCAUAAAUAAGAGGAUUUUAACAAAUAUCUCUCCAUGAAAGAGGCACAACUGAAAACCAAUACUGGGUAGGUGUGCUACAUCAAAAACAGACAUGAUGACUAUGUAGUGGAAAUCACAGCAUGGGCUCAAAUUCCCUCUGAAUUCAUUGUAUAUGGUUCAUCACUACAAAAUGGUUCAUCUACAAACACUAGAUAAACUUGAGAAAAAGAAAAAAAUGAACAUGAUCCAGAAAAGCUGGUUCUAACGCUGAGCUUUAGCCCGUUUAAAAUAGAGUGAGGUAAAGUGGAAAAGUUUACUGUAGACUGAAGAAUCAAAUUAGAUGUUAAAAUUGGUGAACAGCACUCAAACUUAAUAUCAAAGUAAACUAAUUUGCAGUCCUUCCUCUCAACUUAGAAAAGCUGAUAAUAACGAGUUAGCUGUAACCGAACAGAAGAUUAAGAUCAAAUUUGGAGUUUUAACUUGGAUUGAACUUUAACCUCAAGUGAGCACAGAAACAUUGCACCAUGUUAUUAGGAGACAAAACAUAAAUUGUCAGUUUGUUUUAUUGGUAUAAUCUGAUAUAAAACUAUCCAGUCAAAUCCUUCUUUUACAUAUUUAGAUAAAUCCCAUGGGUUUGUGUUUUCAGCGGGCUUUAGGACGUGUAAAUUGUAGAGUUCGAUGGUGAUGAGGCUCUCGUUCAGUGACCACCACAGUGUUGUACAGUGCCUCUACUGGCUUGUUGUAUUCCCUAGCUAGGUGCAGUAUUUACUUCCUGGCAGCAGCUACUUUGGCCCUUUACUCUGAGCCUUGGCAGACUGGGGCACUAUUUGGCAGGGCUGCAUCCCUCCUACUAACUGUAUUGGAGCUCACCCUGCACAGAGUGAAGCACUGCAGCAAUCGAGCCUGCAACAGGGCUAGCGCAGAGUGGAGGGGAGGGGGGCUCGAGAUGGAAGAAAGCUCAUCCAUACUGAUUGCAUUUUCGGGAUUCUUCUGGUUUUUUUCUGACAUUUUUUCCUCUCCUUUUUUAGAUUUUCUUCUUAUUGAUAAAAAAAUGUCUUUCCACUUAAACAGAGACCUGACAAUCUGAUGCUGUCUUGCCUUCCUGUCAUUGUUCUCUCUUGGUCAUUUGUCGGUCAAUGUCUUUUUGUACAUUAGCUUGUAUUUUGUCUGUCCUCUCAGCACUCGUCCUGUCCUUCUUCCUCUUUUUAAGCUCAAACAGGUUUUCUUAGAUGGUUAAAUUUGCCAGGAGAAUAUCAGCUCUGGCAUCAUCUUGUUUGUCUGCUAACAUCCACCUGCUGGACAUACUGCAACCGUCUGUAUUUAUGAGUUGUGGUGAUUUGAUUAAUGGCAUUUAAUCCAUUGAUUUGUAAUGAAAGACAUCCUCUUGUUUUUUAUCCAAAGGAGUCCCAUCGAUCCUCUUCUAUCCACCACCACUAACUCCCCCUCUUGCUGAUUCAGUGCAGUUCAGCUUUGCUUACGCAUACGUCUGGUGAAGGCCGAAUGGCAAUUACAAUCAGAGUGCUUUGGGAGGUUUAUGCGAGGCUGAGACUGGUUGGCUGUAGCUCUGUCCGUGUCUCUGAGGUGAGAAGACGGGACAAAGGGUGGAAGGAGAGGGAGAAGAAACAGAGGUGGAGUGGAGAGAAGGAAGGAUAGAGGUUGAUGAGCUUUAUUCAUCAACUUUCUUCAAUCUUGGAUUUACUGGUGCACAUGAGUGGUUGUUACAGCUUGUAAAUCAUGGAAAUCUGUAGUACAAUAAUUACAUAAUACCAAGCUGGAGGCUGUAAAAUGAGGCCGACGAGGGUGUGACAAAAACGGCUGUUUCUUGAGUGGCUUGUUGUGAGUCGAUUACCUUAGACACCCAUGUGUCAGGAUGCUUGAAAAAGUGAGGUAAAAUUGUUCAGUUACGACUCAGAUGGGAUAACUACUGGUCGCAACUCGAUUCAGUGAACUUCAGGGUUAUUUUUUGACUUGUCACCAGUGGACAACUACUGUAUUUGUGGUGUUGCUCACUGUUGUAGUUCAAAAGUAGAUGUCCUCAAAAAAUCUUUUGAAACUUCUAUAUAUCUUAUGCUCAUCAGACAUAAAGUUAAAUAUUUGAAGACUUUUUUUGUUUGAAUUUUGAUGAUUACUCACGGAGGCGAUCAGUCUGUAGUUUUGCCUCGGUUGUUUUGAUCGCUCCUUCAGCUCGUCUGUAUUGUUGCUCUGGUGCCUCUCAUCUUUCUCUUUGCAAAACCCCAGAGAUCCUCCACAGGGAUCUGUGUCUAGAAGUUUUGGCGCUGUGGGAAAGUGCCAGGUCCUGGUGGGUAUGGAAAUGUGUAUCUGUGCAAAGCUCAGCAGAUGGAAGCAUGAAAUGCUCUCCAAUCUCCUGCGUUGGCUACAGCAACAGAUGACAUGGAGACCCAAAUGAUCUGAGAAGGAGGAAACUUUCUGUGCCUUCAGACUCUUCAGACUCUUCCUCUUUUGGACUCUGUGGGAUCUGGAUUUCCAAAUGAUUUCUUUUUUUUCUUAGCCCAGGUAAGACUCUGGCUGAGGAGAUGCUUGACAGUAGGAAUACCAAACGUGUUGCCCGUUUCCUGGACAUGUCUCUGUGUAGUAUCUCUGUGGGAUGCUUUGACUCCACCCUUACCGGCAAUUUCCACCGCAUCCGGAACAGCUAUAAAAAGGUUGUAUUUGCUGAUAAUAGCUGAUCUUAACCAUUCAAGUUAAUGUGUCAAUUUCCACCGGCUUCUUUCCGUUCCGCUGCGGAUCGCCAGACUCCGCAGCUGAUCGCAAGAGUCCGGACGCCAGGGCAUGCCGGAUAAAGUCAGGCACAGACACAAAAUAAAACAUCCUGCUUCUUUUCAAAAUAAAACACUCUGUGUUUCAGGCGGAUUGUGUUUCACACCAUGCAAAUGGGCGGGGACGAACAAGUGAAAGGUUUAUAGACAGCAUUUGAUCCCGAUGACACCAUGGAUGAGAUGAUGCUGAUUUUAGAAAUCUGGAAGUAGAUGUCCUCCUCUGGAAGAACACAAUCCACUGCUUCUAUGGUUAGCCUAAGUGGCUAAAGAUGCGGUGGAAAUCCUUUUGAAGAUCCUCUAAGUUCUUGGCUCUGCCUUGUUUGACCAUCCUGUCAGGGCUGUCAUCAAUCUUGUUGUUUGGUUCCCGUUUCAGUCAACUUUCCAAGGAUGCACUUGGAAAUAGCAUCCUCUGACCACAAUCCUUUUCAGCUCUUUUCAGGACUGACAUGACUGUCAAGAAACUGGAUUUGUGGAUCUUUGACUUUUGUGAGCUGUAAGCCAGAAUCAAGAUUCAAACAAAAAAAGUCCCAAUCAUUUUUAUUCCCAUCACUGUUUUUGCCGGACCUUUCCACUUGUUUUUGUCGCAGUUGAACUUACGCACCUCCUGCAUGUCGCCAUCUGUCAACAACAGGGAGAGAGGUUGGGAGAGGAAACAGACAGCGGCAGGUUGAGGGGUGCAGGAAACCAUGAACUGCAGCAAGGACAAAAGCGGACUGAGUGCAAAGCAAGAGCUGAAUAAGUAUAAAUGGGGAAGAUACAGUGGAAUAAGAGGGGGAGGGAGCAGGAAGUCCACAAAGGGGGAGGAUGGGGGGGUAACUGUGUGGUAUCCCAGCUGCUGUAGCACAAUAACACAACCAUGUUUUCCUGACUGAAACAAAACGGCUCCAAGACCACAUACAGGCGGUCUCUCACCUGAGCCCUACCGCCAUGGUUGUUUUAUCACAUACACACACACACACACACACACAGAUUUUUACUGACUUGGCGAAACUCACACUUCAAAUCUGCGUGCGCAUACGCGUGUUUGUCGGUGUGGAGGGAUCCCAGCCAACAUACUGCUGUAUUCUCCUCCAGGGGCGGUAAACAGUAUGCAAAUCUUCAGCCAGGCUAUUUGUAGUGAAGUCACCUUUGCAAGGGAAAACGGUGUGCGCAUCUGUGUGUAUGUGUGUGUCUUUUCUGCAGAGGACAUCCCGAAUGCUGCGUCACUGCUACAGCAGAGAAAAAGUGAUGUCAUUCAAGGAGUUGUUUUGUGAAACCUUUUGACUGCAGCUGCAAAUUAACCAGGAAAAUAUGUCACAUAGGAAGAGUUGGAAUUUAAACAUUCACUUUAUGACAAUUCUGUGUUAUAUUCGAUGAUGUUCACGCGGAAAACCAGAACUCAGCAGAUCCAAGCACACCAAUGUCCUGUGCCUAUUAGCAGAAUGACUUCAUUUGUCUGUGCAUCCUUAAGGGGUGCAACAGUUUGGGAUCUUGCACCUCCUUGGUUUGGGUUUGGUCUGAGCAAGGUCAAAGCUGCACCAAAGGGAUUUAAAACUUUGAUAGAGCAGCUAUGAGGAAAUUUUAUCUCAUGUUGCUUUUGGCAGUUAGAUCGGAGUGUUAGAAAUCUAGUGCAUGCAAGGAAAGAGUUUUGUAAAAUAUGGACAUGUUGAGCCAUAACUGCAACCAGCUUUUCAUCAGUCCACCCAAACUUUGGUCUGACACAGAUCUAUAAGUCACCACUUCAUCUCUCGCUCCACACUCAGGGCGUUUACAUGCACAGCUUUAUCGGACUAAGCUCAUAAUUCCUUUUUUUCACCAAAUCAGACUUCUCUCCUUGUCUGCGUAUACAUGCAGCUGAGAAAUCGAAUUAUUGACAUGAACAAGUCCUCCUUCCCAAAACUAAGGGGCAAUAUGGGUCUUUUCAGCGGCGCUGUUUUCGGACCUUUUUAGAAGGUGUCUCCGUUCCUCGUUUUGCGACCGUCCAUAUUCUUUAAAAUGUCCCUUUCUGUCAAGACAGAAAGCAUAACGGCACUUUCCUCAUCGUUCCAAAAGUGGACAUUAUUUUGUGCUUCGGCCAUGUCGCACUCUCUCCUGAGUCAAAAGUUCUUUAAAUGACAGGGCCACUUCUUCUCUGGUGUUUUUGUUCCGGGGUUACGGAGGCGUGGCGCACGUGUACAUGCAUUGUCCGAUCAUACUCCGACUGCGCUGGUUACAUAGUAGAGGAAAUCGAAUUCCAAUCAGAUUAUCUGGAUGUCUUAGUCGGAGAUCUCAAACCUCGAUUAUAAUUGGACUAAGGUGUUUACAUGCACUCCAGUUGUCCGGUCUUAAUUGGAGUAAGGCAAUAAUUCAGUUUUCGCAAGUGUCAUGUAAACGUACUGACUGAGAAGAGUCACAAACGUAUUUGUAACUGCUGCUGUUGUGUCUGAGGUUAUUGUCUCUGUUGCCGAUUUGGUGAAUGUCUAAAUUUUCUCAACAAAAGUUAACUUUCCACAAAUCACAUUUGUAAUGAACACAAGUGCUUUGAGAUUCAACAAAACAUGUUAAGUGACAGGGAAGUUUGGGUACAGCUACUUCCCGGAGUUUGUUUGUUACCUAGCAACCUCCUUGUAAAAACAAAUCACUUUUCACUCCAGUUUUGUCCAGAUAAAAGAAAUCUAGCAGACAUAAGAGUGGUGUGGAUCCUCCCCUAAACUCCUCCCUGACCUUUAUGAUCCGACUUGAGAUUGUCCUGAAACAUUGAUGUCUACCUCAGUCAUUGUUGGUUAGCAGGACUCAGUGGGAUGUGAUCUUGAACUAAAUGUAUUUGUCUAUGGACCAGUAUUAUUUAAAAGAAAGGAGGGGUAAAUGAGGAUCUGUGUCUAGCCCCUGACAGUUUCCCUCGCAGUGUUUAGCUGUCCUGAUAUAUGGGUCGAUGUGGGAUCAGUGUGAUGAGUUUGGGCUCAGAUCUCAACCCUGGCCAGGCUAAAUGACUCUAAUUAAAGCUUUUGAUCCUCUGUCUCAAGCUGAGAGCACUCUUUUUUUUUUUUGCUUCAUCCUUGAAUCGCAUCGUCUUGUCCUCCUUCAUUUCCUCACAAUCAUCCCUCACUUUCUUUGAGUCCAUUUCGCUUACUUGUACUCUGGCUCUAAGUCUUUGCCCCCUAACCCACCUCCCCCCACCCAUUCGGGUCUUUGUCUCAGUAUUGAUGUUAUUAGUGAAGUACUUAGGUAAUAAGUGCUUUCUGAGUCACCGGAUGAUGUUUUAGUGUUAUUUCCUCCAAUGUGCUGAACACACACAGCAGAACAGCCAAAGACCAUGAGCUUUACAGGCUUGUUAGAAGAUCAUGCUUUUAACAAGCUGGUGUCUUUGGUCUGAGUGAUUAGCUGGUCUUUGUUUACUUCACUCUGAAGAGCUGAGUCAGCUUAGGUCAGCAAAACAUUUGAGUAUGAAUUGAUUUUUGACCAAAAGUUGAAAGAAAAACUGGAUGAAAUUUUGUUGUUUUUUAAGUCUUAGCAUGAAAAUGAAUAAAAUGAUUUCAUAUCUUAAAAACAUCAAACCGUCUUUUACUUUGUCUGUUUAAAUAUUGUGAUGUGAUUUCUUGAUAACGCCCGCAUUGUGUAAUUCAUAUUAAUAUUUUCCCAUUAAGUCUUUAAAACAAAAAAGAUAAAACACUUCAACACAAAUAAACUUAGUUCUUCUACCACACUAAUUCUUCAGACUUUAGACUUAUUUUGUUUUUAAAUACAAUACAAUACAAUGUACUGAUUGUGUUUUUUUUUUUUAUGAACAUUUUUUAAUUUCUUUGACAGUCAACAUUACACUCCCAAUAUUUAUACGACCUAGAUUUAAAAAAUUAUGUUUAGGAAAAUAGUUUUAUUUUAAAUCUUGGUAUAUUCUUUAUCAGAUAAGAAAAUUUUGGUUGAAUAGUUCUCACGUUUUGUAAACAAUUAAGUACAAAUAUUACAGUAAGUUCUCAAAGUAAUAAAAAACAGGGUUUGUGGUUUUUAAUCAAAGAAAAUAAAACAAAAAAUGACAGCCAUCUUGAAAGACAUUAUAGACCCAACAAAAGUAAAGUUUAUACUAAGGCUAUCAAAUGUUUAUUUUUUUUUAUUGUACAAUGUAGUGAAGCCUGCUGGUGUGGUGAUGGAAAAUAACAAAACGACUGCACUUUUUAAAUGGUGCAUUUCCGUGUAAUGCUCAGACGUGGACAAAAUUAGAGAAGAACUGAUUUAUAGCUGCAGAUGCUCACACUCACAAGGCCGAUUGAGAAAAUAAACAAAUAAUGUUUGCAAAAAAAUGCUAACACUAUUUUCUGACUCUAAAUGUCAGAAUUUCAAGCUGAUGUUAAACAUCUUAGUUCUGUAAUGCUAUUUAAGAGUCUAAAAUCUUUCAUGUAACAUGUUUAUUUAAACCUCGUUAACUUAAUGGAAUUUUCUACUUUAACUGAUUUAAGAUCCAUUGAAAUUAUGUAACCGGCUCAGAUAACCAUGUAAAUUAGACUGUGAUGAUCAUGGAAUAAUUGGUGUCACAUUGUUGCCAACAACAGCAAAAACAACAAAAACAACAGUGUGAUAACAGUAUUACAUAUCAGCUACUGGUUGACCUGCUCUCCAGUCGUUGUUGACUGUUAGGAGAAGAGAUGUUGGCGGACCUCUGAAUGAAACUAAACCUAACAACUUAACUACAGCCACAGCUGUAAAUUCUUUUAAAAUGCAAGGACAUAAAAUUUUAGGCAUGAUUAGAAAUGCAAUCAAUCACAAAGGACGACUGGAAUUUUGUGAUUAAUCAAGAUUUUCUAAAACCUAAUUGUUUGACAUUCUUACUUUGUUUUCAGGAGUGUCAGGUCAGCAUUUAUCGCCCAGUAGCUGAAAGUUUUUGUCUUAACGACCCCUGAAAAAAAAAGUGUAUUGAUAUGUUUUGCAGCUCUUGCUGCAAGGCAGCUUGUUCUGCUGAAAAUAGCUCCCCUCUGAACCUUGACUCUGUUGUAAGAUGUUGUGACAACCAAAACGGAUCUCUAAAGGUGAAGAUACCUGAGAGGGUACUGCAGAGCGGGGUUUAAAUUCCCUGGCAGUGGCACCGCUCACAUUACACAAAUAAAAGAGUCAAAAGACAGAAGGAUUUUUGGAAGGGAAUAAAAAUAAGAAUAUGAAUUGAACAAGGAGACAUCUAACAAAGCCGAGAGCUGACAGAGAGCAAAAACACAAAUGAAGGAGAGAGGUAUAAAAAGAAAGACAGAAAUAGAGGAGAAAAUAGCAUGGACAGAAAGAAGAAAAGGUAGUCUGAUGAAGUAGAGAAAGAGAGAAAGCUAAAGAAAGAGCAGAGAGUGUCCAGGGGAGGAUGUAAGGAAAGAGAUUUAGGUCAUUCUGUAUGACUGGCAGGAACAAGGGAAUGAAAAAGAGAGGAAGAAGCAGGGACCGAUGACGCAAAUUAGGCAGAGGGAGAAGACAGAGACCAGGAUGAAUUUCAGGGUUUGUAGUCGGGAACACGAGGAGAGUAUGGACUGAGUGGCCCUCUUUAUCGAACUGUUAUCUCACUUUGUUUCUCUUGAUUUGUUUAAUUAUUCAGAGGAGGUUUUAGUCAUAAAGUUAUCCAAAACCAUACAGGUUACAAGCUAAACUGACAGUAUGUGUCAAAUCAAACAGCAGUGAUGAAAAAGACAGAGAGGAACGGAGCAGAGGAGAGCAGCACGGCAACAGUAAACACUUCGUUGCAGAGGCCUCGUCAGGAGCGCCAGAAAAAUGCCAGAAAAGUGUAUUAUUAAAAAUCAUUGCCUUUCCACUGUGUAUGAAGUAAUUGAGAAGGUCAUUAUAAAGGGAAUUGGCCUGCACAUUUCAUCGCCUACUGCAGAAUUCGUGGUGUUCAUGUAUGUGUUCAUGUUUCUUGCAAUCAAAAUCAAUUGAUCUUAGGUGAAACACACCUGCAAUCUUAAGGUUUGAGUGAAAAAAUGGCGAGACAGUGGGAGAUAUUUCUUCUCCACAUGAGUCCAAUAUUACGUUAGUAAAGCUACAUGAGAGCUUACAGUAGGUUAACAGGAUUCAGUUACAUCCCUACUAUACAGCCAGCUCAUAAGUUUGUUUCACUUUAAGACUACCGAGCUCUUCAUCCAUGUAAUCACCUGCUUUCUGUGUCUCUUUUCAAACUUUAUUUUCAUCAUACAAAUAGGUUAAAAGAAGGCAGUCUUUGACUUUGUCCCUGUUACUAUGGUUACUCAUCUUUUGGUCCGAGCUGACGCGUAGUCAGCACAUUAUUUUAACACGUAUAAUUUCAGUGAACAAGCAGUUUUAACAGUGUGACUCGCAUUGUGUGCACUGUUUGGAAUCAAUCGACAGCCUUGAGACCUCCAGAACUGAAUAUCUGGUGUGAAGUAAAUCAGUCAACCUCUGAUGGAGCUGAGGAGGAGCUGACAUAGUAACACCUGAUUAUUGCUCAGCAUCAUUUCUUCUCACGAGUUGGCAAUUUGAUUCCAGCACAGGAAACCUAUUCUGUUUACUGAGAAUAAAAACUUUUUACAGUCAAUAGUCAUUUGUUACUCAAUCCUGGAUUAGUUUAGGAUUAAAAAUAUUAAAAAUGAGUUUAUUCUCAUGUAAAUGUGAAGGAUUACGAUUUAAAACUCAAGCUUGGAUUCUUGAUUUAGUAGAGAUAAUAUUCUACUAUAUUAUCAUCAACUUAGAUAACUCCUAGUUUAUAAAAUCCUCCAUUUGAUCUUUAUUCGUCAUCACUAAGAAAUGAUGAUUUAGCUUUUUCUAGUCAGCUGAUGAUUCAAUGAUGAUUCAAGCCAGAAUAAAAUCAGGCAACGAGCGCCAUGAUUCUGGAAAAUACCAAGCAUAAAAGAACAGCUGACUGAGUCACAAAUGUUGAUUUGUGGUUCAGGUUCAUCUGAAAAUACAUAUGUAAUAUUAUUUCAGGGAAAUCUACUCGGCUGGGUCUUCAUGACAGAUUUAUGGGAGUCAGAACUUUCUCUCGGCUCUUACCUCGCAACAGUAGAGACUAAACCUACAUAUCAGCUAGUCAGACAAUCGCAUUACUUUACCAGCCAUAAGAUGCCAGAUGACGGCUGGUCAUCUGCCAAGAUGGCUGGCAGUGCAGACAGACUCAUCAGCCAGAAAUCUUUGGGCAGCAGUUGGCUGACAGACUGUUUCCAUUGAAAGAUCUUGACAGUCAUCUAUCAGUAUAGAGAGACAUUUUUACUAAACGAAGGAAACACCUCUUCAACUCCAUAUGCUGUUUGGAGACAAAGUGAUGGGGAGUGUGCAGGACAGAAAGUGGUGCGUUUACUUCCUGACUGAAUACUAAUUUAUUGUUUAUAUUUGAUGGACAUAAAAAACUGAAGCUGUUUAUUAGCAGCUUGGCUCCAGAGAUCCUUAUGUUCUUCAGUUAGUUUACUUUGCUUGCAUAGAUAUCCACACAGACAUUCCCAGCUCCUAUGGCAAUGACAUUUUUCAUCGCUACUUUAUUUAUGAUCAUAAUUAUGGAGUUUUGGCAAAUUUAGCUUUUAUGAGAUUCCUUUUUUGAUCAUAGAUUUUUUUAAUUGGCAAUAUAUGCAAAUUUCAGUGAGAAGGAGUCGUGGUUUGAGGUUUACAACAGCUAAACAGGGCAGAGCACAUAAUAUGAAUUUGGGCAGAACGUCUCCAAGGAGGAGGUAUUUGUGUUGUUUGUGGUUUCCUGUUUUAACCUCAAGUAGAUUUUUCUUUGAUGGUUACAUAAAGCUCUGGUGAAGUGUUAAAGAAAUAGAAGGAAAUCAAGGAUAUAAAGCCUUUUUAUAAUAUACAAAAUCAAAAAAUAUCAUCAAUGGCAAGACUGACAAUUAUAAUAUUGUGCUUUUUAAAGCCUGAAACUGGUACUAGGGGGUAGGUGACAGCCGAGUAGCUGAAGAGCCAGCUCUGUUUUUACAUUGUCUGCAUGAGAUACUCACAAUAAAUGAUAUAUUUGACUGUCAACAGUCAGCACGAUGAGGUUUUUCUCAUCUCAUUUUGUAGAUGACAAGAUGAGCAAAGCCUGCUUGUCCACAGGGGGCACCCAAAUUGACACGAACCAGAAGUCCCUCACAAGAGCUUUAACCUUAACCAAGUACAAUCAUGAUGAUUAAAGUACCUCAAUAAUCUAGAUAGUUCUCUUAAUCCAAAACCUUAAAUAUACCCUUAUAUCAACCUCACCACACCCCCUCCUAAAUCUGGGUCCAUAGCACUAUUAAUGGUUUUAAACUCAACAAGAAACUUCCAAGUCCUGAGUGCUACUAUUGUGAGUCAGCAGGCGUUUGACCAUUCAAUCCUGUUUUUUUUUUUCUCACACAGAACUCCUACUUUGUUUCAUGCGUAAUUUGGAUGACUUGUGUUUCUCAGUUUUCCACAAGCGGCAGCUGCGAACAACAAAACAUCUCCAACCCACUAGCUUCUUGAUACCUCGAAGUCAUGUGCUUGUCAUGUAAUAGGAUGAAGGAUUUCAGUCGGCAGACGUGCUCAAGGUGGCAGCGGCUCAGCUUAAAGUUUCAGAAGUGAGUCAGGGAAACUCAGAUUUUUGUGUUUAAGCUGUUUAAUCAUUAUUAUUCACCAGAGUUAAUCGACUUAAUGUUGGAGAAGGUGAGUGGGCUAUAUGGAUGAUUCUACACCUUUUGAAUCCUGGUGACUAAAGGAAUAGAGCUUAAAUAAGCAACUUAAAGCCUCUCCUGCUGAAGAAAUGCAGCUUAGAGACACUUGAGUCAAGUCAAUCUGCUUUGUAAACACCAGUCUAUGGUAGUUAGAAUCAUGGCUGUAGUUUACAAUGUUUUAAAUUUCUUCUGCUGAGGGCUGCUGGGAAAAAAAGUGACUGAUAAACACUAAAAGGUCACCUGGGAACUGUUUUGUAAAGUUUACUGCAGGACAACAAACAUAUAAAAUGUUUUGCAAAGCUGUUAUUUCAGUUUCAGAAUGAAGGGACGCUUAAACUGUCUAUCUGUCUUUGUCUGCUUAUUCUGUAACUCCAAAAGAGUGAAAUAAUUCCAACUCAAAAAUGAAUCUGUGUUUGCCUGUGUGUGCGUGUGCGUCUUUUGUGUGUGAGUGUGCGUGUGUGUGUGUAUCCAGGGCAGCUCUAGAUAGCAGUGCCAAAUUAGACCAUGAUAAUAAGCUGUGGGACUUCAUGUACUCCCCGAGGAUUAGAGGAAAACUUCAUCUGUCUGUCUUUAUCGUUGACCUGACACACAACCACACAAAACCACAUGCACACGCAUGAACACACAUGUGCUCUUGAAUGUUUUCACUCUAACAUACACACUGGUGAGUUGAUCACAUAUGCUACAAACCAAAUCAUGAAAAAAACAAGAGCACUGGUAAGGAUGUGCAGCAUGCAGUCAGCAUGUUAGGGAGACCGAAGACGAGUCUGAGCUAUGAUGAAAUCAACAAUCCAGGUUAUGAGGAUGAUGAUGAGGAAGAUGAUGAUGGGUAUGAGGAGGACAUUGAUGAUAACGAUGAAGAUGAUAAUGAUGAUUAUGAGGAUAAUGAUAAUGACUCGGACAAUGCUGAUGAGGAUGUUGACGAUGAUGGAGGUGACAAUAAAAAUGAUGACGUUGCUUAUGGGGAUGAUGAUGAUGAUGAUGAUGGAGAUGAUAACGAUGAUGAGGAUGCUAAUGAGGAUGAUGGGGAUGAGAUGAUGCAAAAGAUGAUAAGAGGGAUGAAGAUGUGUAUGAUAAGGAUAUUGAGGAUGAUGAAGAAGAUGAUGACAGUUAUGAUAGAGUUAAUAAGGAUGAUGAAGAUUCUGCAAUGAGAAUAAUGAUUGGGAUAAAGCAUUGAGGAUGAUGCUAAGGAUGAUAAUGAGCAUGAUGCUGACAAUGAUGAUGAUGAAAAUCACAACUAUGAUAAUAUGGUAGAUAAUGAGGAUUAUGAUGAUGAUGAUGAUGAUGAUGAUGAUGAUGAUGAUGAGGAUAAUGCUGACAUUGAUAAUGAAUAAGAGGAUAAUGCUGACAGUGAGGCUGAUGAUAAGGAUGUUGAUGAGGUUGAUGAAGUUGAUGGGUACAAUGGGGAUGUUGAGGACAAUGAUGAUAUUAAGAAUAAUGAGGAUGGUGAUGAGAAUGGUGCUGAUGAAGAUUUGAAUUUGGAUGAUUACAAUUAUGGCAAGGAUGAUGAAGAUGAUGAGGAAGAAGAUGAUGAGGUUAAGUUUGCUGAGGAUAAUGAUAAAGAGGUUGAUAAGGUUGGCUCUUCUGUGGCAUAGGAACUAUCAUUCAUAGGAAAUAUGGUCUGGUGUGUUGUAGUUAGAACAAAUGGUUGUGGUAUUUGAAGUGCUUAUAAACAUAAAGAUGAUCUUAACAGGCUUGCUUUUAUAAAUUCCUUUCUCAACAAAAGUGCUAACACAUGUUUGCGGGUGACAUAAACACUUAUAUCUCCAAUAAAAUACCUCUAGGUUGAGAUAACACUCGCUCAUGAUGCUCAUCAUUUUCCACAGACUGGUUAGAUUUUAUACAGUUUGGCUACAAAAGACCACAUACCAGUUUCAACGAGAGAAAAUUGGUAGUCUCUCUGAGCUGAAGUGGUAAAAAAAAAAAAAAAAGAAACUGUGAGCCCUGAGAGAAAGUACUUCGGUCAAGGUUUGGAAAAAGCAAUUUUGGUACUUCAAGUCCCAGACUGAAAAAACUGAUGUCUGUCUCAAUUUACACUGCAAGAAUAACAACCAAAGCAUUGAUGUCUACACAUAGAGGGUGUAUGAUGACAGUGUUGAUUAAGAAAAAGUAGCUAGCCCUGCUCCCAAAAAGGGUAUAACUAGAUAUUCUCAAGUCAGGACAGAAUGAAUAUGUGAACAAAAUGUUGAAGCUCAUAAAACGUGUUUUAAAAAGGAAGGAAGUUUGGACACAUGCAAAUGCCAGAUUUAACUGUUUGCUUCACAGCAGACUUUCCAAAACUAAUCCUUAUAGAUCAUCUCAAAGAAUACGAAAUAACCACAGACCAUCAAAUUGGUUUCAGUAGUGAACUAAUCACACAUAUGCACUUUUACGUAGACUACAAAAGUAUUAGCAUUUACAGGCAUAAAAACUCCACAAUACUCAUUUUUUCCUGGAUGCUCUUUCGGCUUUUGAUAAAAUAAAUCAUGGUAAAUCGGUCAUAGGACUUCAGAAGUUAAAAGUUCCUCUUUAUCUGAUAAGAAUAAAACGUUUGUGUUAUUAGCAUCAAGUUAGCCCAAAGGUGCAGAAGUUUAUCUGCAACCCUCUUGGGGAUAGAAUGGAUCUCAUGAUGAGAAAGUCUGUCACCUCUCCUCUUUAACUUGUGUACAGAUGAUCUUCUGAGGAGUUCAAAGCAUGUAAGACUGGAUGUAGAGGAUAGAUUUAUUAAUUAUUUGCUGUAUACUAAUGACUUAGUCAUCCUGUCGACUCACAGCUCUGGUUUACUGCAACUGCUUAGAAUUUGCCCUAGUUUUGAUGAGCAGUCUGACAUCGACUUUAACAGUAAAAAGAGCGUCAGAAAAGGCAGAGAACAGAAACAACAUUUCUCUUCAUUUCUGAUCAGCUUUCAGCGUCAUGGACAAAGAAAAACAUCUAUCACAUUAUCAGAGAUGACUUAAAUGAAAAUGAUGAUCAGUGCAGGUCCUGCAAAGUGUUUGUACAAGCUAAGUUUCAAAUAUGCACAGAGAGUGUGGAAGUCAACAUUUUCAGAGCCUGACGUCCUUUAUAAUAUAUUAAUCAUCUGUGGUGCAGUUAACAGCUUAGUAGAGAUGUAUGUGAGAAAGUAAACCUACUAUCUCAUAACACACCUCUGAGUUUGUAGAAGUUAGUAUACAGUUGUUUUCUCAGGUGAGUGCUUAAAAAACAUUUAUGUGUGGGAUGAUAUUUCUGUAAUGAGACACAAAUAAUUCGAUAAAGUGUUUGAUCUAGUUCUGCUUACUUUCAACAAAGUUCCUUAAAGGUUAUUAACAGCACUUUACAGCUACUAAUAUUGUUCUUCUCUACUUUUAAGCAUUGCUUUUUUUAGGUUAUAAGUUAUUGUGUUCAUUAGUUUUUUAAUCUUAUCCUCAUUUGUCUCAUCUCCCAAACAACAGGAAAAAUAACCCCACAAAAAUCGAAGAAAACAAAACAAAACAAUAGAGUAUAUAAGAUUAAUGGAAAAAUCAGUCAGUUAUUCAGAGGGUCAUAACCUCUCAAACAAAGUCUGAUAUUAUUUUAACAAAAUUACUUGACGGCCUUGUCAUGUAGUGAACGACAUCCCUGCUUUGGUUUAGGUUCAGACCCACUCAUUUAAUAUGAGGAGUGAUUGUAAGAAAGUCUAUCUUUGAUUUAAAGUUGUUUUUACUGUGAACUUUUCUCUGUUUUGCACAUUCAGUGAUAAAUCACUUCUCCCCCAAAUUGCUUAUUUCUCCAACUGUUGCCACUCAUCUUUCUGCUGCGUGUUCCUCUCACUAUCACAAUGCUUCAAAUGCAAAAUGGAUAAAAAAUGCAUUCGGUCACUUCUUAAUACAUAUUUACAACCCCUGACAAACGGGUAUGUCCUGUCAUAUGAUCAUAAUACAAAUGUAGCUUUAUAUCCGACAUAUUAUUGCUUUUAUUGAUCGGUUGUGUGUCGGUGCAGCGUUGUCUCAGCCUGCAGGAAGCGCACACGGGCGCGUAAUAACGCAAAACGUUCCCCUUCCUGCCGGUGUCUCAAAUUAUGCGGUAAACAAUGCAACCCUAGUGCAACCAAAUGCACACACUUAAAAACUUAACAAACAUUUACACAUAAUUAGAUCCACUUACCUGUCGAGGGUGCGUUCAAUCGUGCUGACUUGUGUGUUCAGACGAGGAAACUGAACGCAUCAUUUCCGCAUAGUAAAUAGGCGGGUAUGGCGGACAGAAGUGGUCACAUGACUGCGGGAAAAAAAAAAUCUUCUUGUUGUUUGAAAUUGAUUUCUAAAAAUGCAGUAAAAUUAUGUUAAAUUCCGGGUUAACUUGUUAGAAAUUGCAAUGAAAGAUUUGAUGGUUAAAGAAACUUAAAAGACUCAAAUAUGAAUAAAAUUUGAUUUGUUAAAAGUUAUGUAACUAACAACUGACCAGUGGGAGGGGCUAUAGGGAUUUAAAACAAGAUGGCCUCGGUCAGUUAGUCAGUUUGGAUUUGCCUGCACUGAAGGUAACUGCUAAGCUUUUUCCUUUGCACUGAGGUUAUGUUUUGUAGAUGCAAAUAGAAAAAUAUUGUAGAAAUCUCUCCUUUUUUGGUGAUUUGGUCGUUUUUGCACAUUCUGUAAAUAAAGGUACACUAUACCUUGAGAGGUAAAUUCAAAUAUCACCUCAUUUUUUCAACUACAUCUGCCAAUGCUUGAUCACUUAUGUCAUAUUUUAUCUUGGUUUUAUCAUUAAAGUCCUAGAUCCAGUGUUUCCUCAUUUCUUGUAACCCAAUAUAGCAUUUCCUCAGUCAUCUGUGGGAAGUUGAAGAGUCCUCACCUGAUCUUUUGCGUUUGCAUCUGUGUGUGUGAGCGUGUGAGUGCUGUAUGUGUUGAAUGGGGUUAGGAGGGUGGGUUGGGUUUGGUAUUUGUAUUUUUAUUUAUUUUAUUUCAUUAAUUUUAAUAUCCUGCUUGAAUGGACAACACUUUGUGCUACAUUACAUGUAUGAAAAGUGCUUUAAAAAUUGUUUGAUUGAUUGAUUGAUUGAUUGAAUGUGCUACAAGGUUGGGGAGUGGAGUUAGGACUGAGACUUGAAUAUUUAGUGAACAUGAUAUUUUCUAACAUGUAGGAAGAAGAAUUGCUAAAAUACUGCAUGGAAACAUUUCUGCAGACUGUUCAGAAAAAGACUUACAAUAGACUACAUAAUAUUCUGCAUAAUUGCAAUAGUGGUAUCUGAAAUUACUGAUCUGUUUUCUCUGGAAAAUGCUGGACUUUGGUGUCUGAGACCUACAUGCACACUUACAUCAGUACUGAUUUUUACAUAAUGAAAGCUUCCACAAAACAGCCCCCAGUAAUAAAUCUGUCUCCUUUGUGCUCUUUUUUUCAUGUACCUGCUUCCAUUCUUUCUGCUUACGCUUUAUUUUCCCUCUUUUUACCCUGUGUACCUCAUUAUUUUUACACUGUUCAUCCAUCAGCCCCAACCAGCCCUCUGACUCUGCUGUUAUCAAUGAGAAUGCAGCACUCAGGACAUUUGCACUGAAUUAACAGCGCUCCUUUACUCUCCUGAGUGUCUUAUUGGCGCCCCCUGUUUGCAGCUCAUUGACAUGACCACUGCUCUCCACUGCAAUGGCCCAAAUCUCUCCCCCCUCCUCCUCUGCCAGAAGCCUCAUGAACACCAAAAUACCAAUGGCAAGAAAAGUGUUUGUGUGAAGAUGUAACAGUUUUCUGUGAUAUUGGAGUAAAAAGAGAUUCUCUGUAUUUUUGCGAGUAGUAACACUUCUCUCUUCUUCUCUGCCUCUUCUCUCUGUGCAGUAUGUGGCAUUUGGGUCCCUCUUCUUCAUCCUACUCUCCAUCUCCACCUUCUGCUUGGAGACCCAUGAAGCCUUCAACACCAUCUACAACAAAACAGAGACAGUCAUCAUUGGAAACACGACACGUGAUGAGGUACAGUGCGGUCAUAGAGAUUAUCAUACUGUCAACAACUAAGAUAAUUUGUAGACCUUCGCACCUCUUAACCAAUAAUAUAAUGAAAGUCACAUAUCCCAUGAUGCAAUGUGCAUUAUUCUUUACCUGGACACUCUCUCAUAGUCGUAUUUCUGCAUGUGCCCUGUUUCAUUUUCGACAAAAAUUACCUGAAACUUUUUAUUUUUUUAUCAACAGCAAGAUAACAACAGCAAUGAUCACAAUAAUAAUGACAUACUAUUGUUUUUCAUGUUUGAACAUUAACGAGAUAUUCUGGCGUGAAAUUAAUUUAGGGUCAAACACACUGCAACACAGACUGCAGAGGGGUGACGCAGCUCAAGGAAGAACAUUUAUGAUCAUUUCUUCAUGGAAAUGCAAUCAGACCGAGACGCUAAGGCAGAAGAACUACUGCGUCUGCAGUGCAAAAUGAUUAAUAUGGUGAUUAUUACUUAAAGGAAAUAAUGAAGUUAUGAUCAUGAAUGUUCUUCCUUGAGCUGCGUCACCCCGCUGCAGUCCGUAAUGGACUGGCCUGAGGUCCCGUUACAAACAAGUGGGUGCUGGAAGAGUCUCAGUGCUAAAGAAAUUAGGCAAAGCGAAAAAGAUGUUUGGUAGUGAGUGCUGUGGCUAGGACCCUAUAUGUACUGUUGAUGAAGUUAGGUGCUGUUCUGAGUGUUAUUAGUGGCUAUAGAGUGGUUGAGGUUUGUUUACAGCUCCUCAGACCGCUGUUAAAUGCUAUUCUGCGGUCGUUUCUAAAGUUGGUAUAACUGGAGAAGCAAGCGGUCGGUAACAUUCAACUCUCAAGGGGGUGUCUAACUCGGUGUUACAGUGUGUUUGACCCUAACUUAAUUAUACGCCGGAAUAUCCCUUUAACCUGCCCUCUGAGAUACUGCUCAGACACAUUAGUAUAAAUAGAAAUUUGAAAUGCUGUCAGUGUCCCAAAAUCAGAUUCCUAACAGACCCAUUAUUGCUUUUUUUGGGCAUACAUUAAAAUGUUUUAGUCAUAAAUUCAGACAUGAUUUUACUCUUUAAACCAUUUUAUCUCUAAAAUGGCUGAAAUGGCUGUGGUGGCUCUCAUUAUUUUCACACUCAGCCCAAAUUUUUGCUAUUACAAGGACAAGGAGCAGGAAAUGAGUCUAGAAAGAGGACCUGUCUUCAUAAAGCAGACUCAAGUAUAGAAAUAAAAUCCUUAAAUAAUAACUCAUGCUCACAAACCAUCUGUGCGUACACAAUCUGAAAAAUGCUAACCAUGCAAAGGAUCUGUAAAAAUAAGACCCCCUCCUUUCUUUUCUUUCCCACGCAGAUCGUGUAUGAGGUGGUCACCGAUGGCUGGCUGACGUAUGUGGAAGGCGUCUGUGUCAUUUGGUUCACCAUUGAGGUGAUGCUGCGUGUCAUCUUCUGCCCCGACAAGGCAGAGUUCUUCCGCAGUGCCCUGAACAUCAUAGACUUUGUGGCCAUCGUGCCCUUUUACCUGGAGGUGGCGCUAAGCGGCCUCUCCUCCAAAACAGCCAAAGACGUGCUGAGUUUCCUGCGUGUGGUGCGCUUUGUACGUAUCCUGCGUAUUUUCAAGCUGACCCGCCACUUUGUUGGUUUACGGGUUCUUGGCCACACUCUGCGGGCUAGCACCAACGAGUUCUUGCUGCUCAUCAUCUUCUUGGCGCUGGGCGUCCUCAUCUUUGCUACCAUGAUCUAUUACGCAGAGCGCAUCGGUGCUGACCCUGAUGAUCCGACAGCGGCAGCCCACACAAACUUCAAGAACAUCCCCAUCGGCUUCUGGUGGGCUGUGGUGACCAUGACAACACUGGGCUAUGGGGACAUGUACCCUGAGACAUGGUCUGGAAUGCUGGUGGGUGCCCUCUGCGCCUUAGCUGGUGUGCUAACCAUCGCCAUGCCUGUGCCCGUCAUCGUCAACAACUUUGGCAUGUACUACUCUCUGGCCAUGGCCAAACAGAAGCUGCCUAAGAAGAGGAACAAGCACAUCCCCAGAGCGCCGCAGCCAGGCAGCCCGAACUACUGCAAGCCAGACGCCCUGGCCAUGGCGACUGCAUCACCGCACAGGCUGAUGGGCAAUGUGAUUGGGCCAGGCAUGGUGGGAUCUGGCAGCAUCAUGGGUACUGGGGACUGCCCGCUGGCACAGGAGGAGAUCAUUGAGAUCAACAGGGCAGGUGAGUGACUGAGGUCAAGCAUGUAUGCCAGACUUUAAGUGGGCCAAGUGUCCUGAUGUGAGGAAGGAAGAGUGGAGGAAAGAAAAGAACCUAACUUUUAAAUCUUUCCAAGCGGGGAAAAUAAACCUCAACUUCUGUCUUUCCUUUGGGGAGAAAAACCUGUGAUAGAGAUGUCUAAAUGUCUGUAAGUUUUCUCCCAUUUUUAAAGGGAUUUUUUACUCAAUAUUUUAGUCUAUCAUAAUCUUGAUUUAGUGUCAAAUGUCCAAUGUUAGAGCAAGGUGAAAUCUUAUUGUGGUCUCGGCUAUCACUCAAGAUUAAUGCCAUCCAAAUAAAAGUAAUAUAAAACAGGGAAAAAAACUGCCUAAACAGAACCUCUAUAAAUAAAAAUGGCUUUCCUUUUAAUUAAAUAAUUGUUUUCACUGCUAACACUAUUUAGUUUUUUUGUUUAUUUGUUUUAACAUAAAUGUGAAUUCUGAAAAUGUCCAAUAUUAGAGCAAAGGGAAAUCUUAUUUUGAUCUUGGCUAUCACUCAAGACUAACUGUUUACCCAAAUUCUAUCCAAUUUGGUAAAUUUGUAGUCAAGGAGUGGAUGAAGCUUAAUAAUGGCAUCUGGGGGCAUGGAAUCAUUGCUAGCAUUGUGUUUUCCUCUGUCAAAAAAAAGAAAACAUUUUGCUGAGAGUAAAAAAACACAUUUUUUCCUCUGGUUUAUUCCAAUUUACUCAGGCAUAAUGACAGAUACAACACUUCUGACACUUGGAACACAUUUUCUGAAGUCUCUAGAUGUCCAAGGACACCAAGAACAUGCAUAUCACCUUUAGUAAAGUGUAGUAAUUCCUCAUUUAAUUUUGGUAUGUCUUGUUGGGCAUUUUUUCCUGAAAAUAUGCUUAGGGCUUGAGAGGUUUAAUAACCAAAUAAAAGUGAUUUAAAACAGAAAAUAAGUGCUUAAACAGAACUACCAUUAAUAAAGACGGCUUUCAUUUUUAAUUAAAUAACUGGUUUAACUUUAACUUUUUUUUUUUAACAUAAGUGUGAAUUCUGAAAAAAAAAAAGAUCCAUGUUAAGUUUCUUUGAAUAAUUAUAAAAGUCAAUAAAGAGUGCUGACUUCAGAUUAAUGUACUUGAGUGCAGUUAUGCUCGAGCUGCGGUCCAAAUUAGCAUUUCUGAUCUAUUGCAUAAACAUGGACGUGGUUUUGGACGUGGUCUGGCCUGAUUAAAAAUGAUUUUCUGUUGUCAGACAUAUGUCAUCUCUGCAAUUUUACUUUGCAUCUUAAAAAGUUUCAAAUACUUAAGUUAAUCACUUUAGCCACCCCAACAAAUAUGAUUACUGUCCAAGUAUUUUAGUAUCUAUCUCACUGAUGACCGGGGGUUAGAUUUCUGAAAUUGUGAGGAGUGUGUAUCUGUUUUGAUGCUGUAAAUAACUUGACGAUGUCCUCAUUCUUUCGUGAGGGCAGAGCACGAGGGUUUUAAUAUACGAUGGGGAUGAGAAAGCUUAUUACUUUCCUGGGCAAAUCCAUCGUUCUUCUCUCACAGCCUGAUGCUGUACUGCCAAGGCUGACAUGUUAAGAUAAUCCUGGAUUGGCUGUAUGGAGAUAUACAGUAUUUUCUGCCUGUCUGAACAUUGAUUCAGGCCAUCUCAUCUUGUCUCUGCUCUGCUGCUGACAUGUCAAUCAUCUGCACUGAGUUAAGUGUGUGUGUCUGUGUCUACGCGUGUGUGCGGGCGCGUGACUGAUUGCAUUUGUAUUUGUGCUUUCUUGCUGCUUGUGGUAGAGUUGCAACGCAUGCUUUUUUUGCAGACUCAAAGGGUUUGCAAUUAUAAAUAGACUUGAGUUUGCUUUCCCACCACAGGGUUUGUUGGCAAGCUAACAUGUGAUCAGUCUUUCUGUGAGAGUGCCUAAAUUCCUGCUUUCAUGUGGAGCUUGACCAAUAAGAUACCGAUACCUUUAUUAGCAGUGGGAAUUACCAUCAGUAGAGAGUGCAGCCAAAUAGAGACUUUUAAACUGAAAUUUACCGAUGUGGAUAAUCUGCUUAGUUGCAAAAAUAACAGUUUCCAUACCUGCUUUUUUUUGAAUAACACAACAAAGGAAAAAACAAUUGAAAUAAAGUGAAUUUGAUAUUUUAUUAUUCUACUAACUUGCAUAGACAAUCUUAGUGUGCAUCACUAUUCCGAUUUGAUGCUGUGCUUUAUUUGCUGCAGACUUUUUAUGCCAAAAAAUGCACACAUUUGAAAUUCUACAACCUAGAUGUCUGUAUUAGUUCAACAGCACCUGCAAAUUUAAAGCUAGAUUAGCCCGCAGCCACAGAGAGAAACGUUGACUGUAACUGGUAAGUAUUUAAUCACAUCAGUUUAUGAAUGACAGGCGUGUUGAAAGCGACAUAAGCUACCCACUCGCACUAGUGUGCAUGUGUGAGUGUGCGUGUGUAGCUCACUACAUUCACCUCUUCCUUUGUUUAGGUCCCUCCAUUCAGCUCUGAGUGAUGCUGUGUGUUGGUACAUGAAGUGUGAGAGUGUGUGUGUGUGUGUGUGUGUGAGCUUUCUCUGCUGCAGUGUGUUGGUCAUGUGAUCAGGACAGCGAUCACGAGGCACUAAUGCUGCUUAACCCCCCCUCCCACCACCAUCACUACACCCCCCCUCCUCCUCCUCCUGCACCCACUUCUCUUACCCUGUCUUCCAUUAUUUUUUCCUUCCCUUACCUUUUUGAUUUUAUUUUUACUCUCCACUCGUUUUUUUUCUCUCACUGCUCCUCCGUCGUCUCACGUUCUUCGGCUUCUGUCUCUCAUCUCCAAAUCCCUUCUGCUUGUCCUCCUCUGACUCGCUCCUCACUACUCCUGGUCUUAUCUCCAUUUUCCAUUUUUAUCACUCUGAUGCUCUCAAACACUCUCUCUCUCUCUCUCUCUCUCUCUCUCUCUCCCUCUCUACCCCCCUGUCUCCACUCUUCCCCCAUUCGCCUACUCCUUUCCUCUGACCAUUAAUCUUCUUUUUCUUUACCUCUCUCCUCUUCACUCUCUCAACUCCCCCCAUCCUCCUUGUGUUGCCCCAUCUGCCCUCCUGCUUUUAUGGUUUCCUUUUUAUCCCUCCUCUUCUCCUCCACUUGUUUACUCCUUUUUUUCUUAUCAUCUCUUACUGAAAUCCUAAUUUUUCUUCCCCGUCUAAUCACUUCUUUAUUUUCUUUCGAUUCCUGUCUUAUCACUUUCUGGCCACACGUCCCCCAACACGUCUUUUCUUUUUAUGUUUCCUUUCCUCUUCCUCUCUUCUCUUCUCUCCUCUCUGUUGUUACCUUUUCUGUCUCCAAACCCUUCACCGAUGUUUUGCUUUCUUCUUCUCUUUCUUCCCCCACUUUUUUAUUACCUUAACCCUCUUACCUUCAACCUCGCUUUGACUCAUUUUGCUUUUCUUUACCUCCUUGCCACCUCAAAUCUACUCCUUGUCUUUCUGCUUCCUCCCCACUAGACUCCAAGCAGAAUGGAGAUGCAGCAGCCAACGCAGCAGCUUUGGCCAAUGAGGACUGCCCCACCAUUGACCAGGUCCUCGGGGACGAGCGUAGCCCAGCUACUGGGGGUCUUGGCUCUACUACCAGCCGUGAGCGCUACCCACACGACCGGGCCUGCUUCCUACUGAGCACCGGGGAGUUCCAGCGCACAACGGACGGAAACGUUCGGAAAGGUAGGAGGGUGGAGGGCGGGCGGUGGAGGAUUGAAGGGGGAGGAAGAGGAGGAGUGGGGGGAAGGCAGUACUGGAGUGACAGCAGUGGGCUGUCGCUUGAUGCAUGGUCCUGAUUGAUAUGUGCUGACAUGGUGUGUUGUGUGCAAAAACAUCAUAAAACAGUAAACCACACAUGUCCCAAACACACAGAGCAAAUAAAUCACAUGCAAACAAACAGGAGCUCACAAGUUCAAACACUAAACCCUAUGAGAAGCGAUUUUACCUGUGCUCAUGAAACCCUUCUGCACCUUUACACACACAUACACAGCAAACAUGAUUUAAAAAACAUGAAAAUCAGAAUAAUCUGAGUUUAUUUUCAACAAAAGAACUUGAGAACUUGCUAAAAAGUUAAAAUAAAACUCAGCAGCACUCACAAGAUUACAUUUCUCCCUCACUCCCCUCCAUUUUUGACUCAGCGUCACCAUAAACGUUCAACACGUCCAGCUUUCUCAUGCAGCACUAACAACGUAUCAAUGUCCACUGAAGGCAUUGAUAUAUGAUGGAAGGAUUUCUGUCAUUAACACCGUCGAAUUACAGCUGUAGUAGAGGAGGUCUCCUUCACGCAUCUAUCCCGCAUCUUUGCUGCAGAGGUACUGCAGAGGCUGACUGCUGCUGCAGCGCUGCCAUUUGAGCUAAUGUUAAAGCCACUGGAUUUAUCCCUCUGUAAAACACAAGUAUUCAUGACUGAUUUCUUUGUGAACCGCGGUCAAAGAAUGCUUCAUUUGCAUACUCCAGAUCACUCCUCAUUCAGGUGGGUCGACGAUCCUUCGUCAGCACUAAAUGCAGGAUAGCAUUCGUCCUCUGUGUGUGUGUGUGUUUUGUGUUUCUAUGGUUACCAUACAUAAACAUGUGUACACGUGGUUUCAUUUCAUAACACUUCCUCAUUGUGAUCACAGUGUUACCUGUCAUUUGUAUACAGAGAAUAUUGGUUGAAUUCUAUUAUUUUUGUGCUUUCAACAAAUCCCACGCAAAGACCGACUAUUAGCCUUAAUUAACUGGUUUAAGUUGAAUAAAUUACAUCAAUUAACAACUCCUUACAAGCACACAAGACUACUAUGCAUGAGACCUGCUCGGAUUAGUUUCCCUGCACUGGGUCAAUAAAGUUUGUUCUUCUUAACAAACUUUUUUAUCUACAGAGCUGUCCACCUGACUGCACAAGAUUAAUCUUGUUUUAAGUCUUAGGGAUUAUUUAAAAAAACAGCUGAUCAAUUGCUUGGUCUCAACAGGACCAAAUAGGGAACUUAUCGGUGCAUGUUAAUGUACAUUUUGUGCUUCAGCUAAACUUUUGUAGGGUCAAAACAAGCGGAAGCAAAAUGUCGAACACUGAUCAAUGAACUUAUACAUUUUUAAUGGAGCAGAUAGUGUCCCUAGAUCAGCCUCAUACAAAAAGCAGUAUCAAGAUAUUUGGAGAUGAGAGUAAUAAUACUUAAAAUACAACUUAAGUGUAACAGCAACAUGAUUUUUUUAAAAUCGUGAGUCCAUUUCUAAGAGUGUAAAGAGAGAUGUGUGCUGUGAACUCAUUUUAUGCCCAUUUUACUUUCUGAAGAUAACAAUGCAUCACCUCAUUUUUAAAACUAACACAUUCAAGUGGGCAGAAGUUCACAUCCUAUUUACACUGCAUGAGUAAUAGGUGUGAAAUAGUGACUGCGUUACAUAGAAAAUAACAAUAACACCAACACUGCAUGCCAGAACGGUUUGCCCUGUUUGGCUGAUAGGACCCUUUAAAUGCAACAAUUCAUGUUGGCUCUGUGAGUGCUUCAUUAUUACAAACUUAAUACCCCCAAAAAUGUUAAAUAAACCUGAACUGAAGUUUCUUAUCUUGCUGUAGAAAAUAUAGACCCACUAAUUUGGUUUACAUGCCUAACUUUGCUCUCAUGCCUGGUUUUUGGACCAUCAUUGUUGGUCUUUUCCUGGGAUUUGAUUGAUAAAAGGGUUUUAAAAAAUGAUACCACUAUCCUCAUGAUGUCCUGUACUAACAUAUUGUUAACUUUCCCUGUGACAUAUGGGUUAAUGGGUGUUUUAUUUUGAAAUGAAACCUGUAAUAAGUGGAUUUAUUAUUUUUUACAUCUGAUUUGAAACAAUCAGAUGAGAGUCACCUUGUCCUUUGUCUUCACUCCAGACUUCUUCACUGAUCUUUUCUUGUUUCCCUUUUAAUUCAAGUCCCUUUUCCUGAUUUAUCUGCUUUUUUUAUACUGCUUUUUUAAUCUCUCUCCCAUUUCUUUCCAUCAUCCUGCGUACUGCCACCAUGACCCACUAACUCUGACAUCAUUCAUUUUCUCCACAAAUAUAUCCCCCGUCUUGUCACAUGCAACAUUUCGUACACACCUCCUAUCUCUGCAUGCUAUUUCCUCUCAUUCCAACACACUCCAAAAUACACGCCCCGACAGAUGGCUUAAAGUCCGGCAGUGUGACUUCCUCUCUGGCGGAGGAGUGGUUCAGGGCUCUGAUACAGCAGGGUUAACUCUAACUCUUGGAUCAAAUCUCAAAGAGAGAAAAUGAAACUUUCGCACAGUUUCCCACAGUAAUUAAUAAAACCCCUAACCCUGCAAAUAUUAGAUUAAAAUAAGAUUGAAUUUUGAAGUUGUUACAUUAAGUUUGGACGAGCAUAGAAACAUUACUUGAAUAAAAAGGGGUUGGACUAAACAGGAGGACGUUAGGUUGAAGUAGGAGGAUUAAACAAGGUGAAAAUAGACGGCUUUGUCAUAAACUAGAGAAUAAAGGAUUGAAAUUAAAUUAAGAAAGUUUGAUUUGAUUGUAUCUGUCAAAACUAGAUUUUACCGUAUCAUGUUAUUAUAGCUUGCCAUGUUGUAUCUGCUUGAUUCUACGUGUUAAUAUGCAACAAUAUUUAAAGGACUAAUGCCAAAAAAAGGUUAGAACUUACCAGAGAAAAUAAAGACAACAUGACCAGGUCACACUGAACAGGUUUGUAAAUGUCUUACUUAGUGACUUUGAAGACUUCCUCACUACUUAACGUUACAUCCACAUUCUCACAUUCAUGUUCAUUCACAAGUCAGGGUUCAUGGUUUCUGACAUGAACUGGAGGAGUCUGGGAUAGAUCUUCUGAUGUGACGCCUCAUGACACAAAAACAAACACACAAUCGCAUCAAAUGACUCAACUUUUAUAUUAUCACAAUACACACGCACAUGCUCACACACACACACAGCUGAAUGCAUAGAAGUGCAUGCAGAGUGCUUGUUGUACAGCUUUUAAGUGUGGUUUCAGCAUCAUACAGUAAACAGUAAUGGUGUGCAGGGUGGGGAGACAUGCAUGGUUUGUGUGUGUGUUUGUAUGUGUGUGUAAUGCCCAUACACUACAAUUCAAUUUGUGUCCCAGAGGAUUUCUUUCAGUCAACCAUCAGGUCAGUUAUAAUAAGAUUUCUAAGUCUGUAAAGAUGAUUUACAGAAUCGAACACUCAGUAUGAUUGCUAUUCAUUGUACUACAGCUAUAUCACAUUACUUGAAGUGUUUUUAAAAAUGUAGUUUUACUAACAUGGUGUUGAUCAUACAUACAGUUAAACAAACAGGUUAGUUCUGCUGGAUGUGCUGCAGUACACCCCUUAGCUCAAAUACUGCAAAACUAAUAUCAUAUAUAUAUAUAUAUAUGUAGCUAUUCAUUUUAUUUCGGGGAAAGGAACAAUUUAAGAAAGAGUUGAGAGUGUUUUUAUGACAAUUAAGUUUUGGCUAUGUUAUAGAUUCGCACAAUCUAGGCUUAAAGAGUGUGUGUAUCGUAAAAUAAAAAGUGUAUUUUUCCAAAAUAACUUAUUACUUAGAAUUAAGAAUAAAAUGUCCAACAAAUCCAGAACUUAUUACACUUUUUCCUCAAAUUUCUGGUAUCAUUUUUAUAAGCAAACUGCAGUUACUGGGUCGUUAAUGCUUGUUUUAAUGUAAUAUCUUAAACACUCCCAAAUGAUCCAUUAUUCUCAAACCUAUUAUAUUAUAUUUUAUGUUUUUCAUAAUAUAAUGUAAUAUAAUAUAAUAUAAUAUUAUAUUAUAAAAAAUAUUAUAUUAUAUUAUAAAAAUAAUAGGUUUAUAUAAUAAUAAUAAUAAUAAUAAUAAUAGGUUUGAGAAUAAUGGACCAUUUGGGAGUGUUUAAUUAUAUUGUAUUAUAUUAUGAAAAAUCCUUAAGUUGCUCAGCUCUUACAAUGAUGAGACUGAAAUAAUGAAUUUUUUUUAGCACUUGUAUAUAUCUUAAUCAAGUACAUUUAUUUACACAAAGGGAGUUUUAUUAUUAGACUUUAUUAUGAUUUUAAAUAGAGAAGACAUAUUGUGAUCGCUGCAUUCUUUCUUUUUUGUUAGAUUAUCAGAUUUUUUUUUGAAUCGCCUCUAGAGAAACCAAAUUUGUGAUUAUUUACUUAAUGCAAAGGAGACAGCCGAUCACCCACACACAUCAUACAGUGUGAGUCUGCUGGUGUGAGACAUGAGUUUGUGUGUGUGAGGUGUGUGUUUGUGUGUGUGAGACAAAAUGCAUGCCUCUACUGCUUCUGAGUCUCGUAGUGCGAGAGAGCGAGUGAGGGGAAAAGCCCUCUGAAACACGGUAACAGCCUGGGUGAACAUAAAGGGCCUAAAAGGUUAAAGGUUAAAGUGCGGGUUUAUGUCUGAUGUGUGCUGUUGUUGUUGUUGUUGUUGUUGUUGUUGUUGUUAUUUUGUUGUGUUACUGUCUCCUUCUCCAGGUUGUGUCAGGUCAUACGUUUGUAUGUUGGCUCUUUUUUUUGUCUGUGUCACACUAUCCAUCUGUCUGUUUGUCUGUUUGUCUGUCUGUCUUUUUCUCUAUUUUUCUUUGUUUCUGUCUGUAUGUCUGUCCCGUGUCUGUGCGUGUCUGUGUCCUGUGUGUGUAGCUGUCUUCCCCUCCUCCUGCUCCUCCUCUUCCUCCUCCUUCUCUUCCUCUCACCCAGUCUCUUCUCACUCUGGUACUUACAGAUAGGAGGCACCAUGAAUUAAAUGCUCACCCCUCCCCUCUGACCUCCUUCACCUGUUGGGGGGCGGGGUCUAAAUGCCAGACUGCUUUUUGGGAGAGGGUGUCUGGUCCUUUUAUAAUUUGAUUAAAAAUAAACUGUUUUGAAACACUGAUUUAAAGGUGCAGCAUGAUAUUAUUAUUAUAUUUUUUAGAUCAAAUCAGAAAUAUUGGGGACUCGACAAAAAAAUUUGAGCUCUUUUGUACCAAAAUAUUGAGUGAAAAAUGAUAACACUGAAGUAAACAAAGGUGUAUAAUGUGGAUCCAAUGAAACAAUGUUCUUUUGGGAUGGAUGCCAGAGUGGAAGUGGCUGCUGCACACUGGCUGGCUCUUUGCCCCGCCACUGAGAGUGAGAGCUAGUUGCUGAUUGGUUAGUUGGAGGUCUUCCGCCGUCCUUUCCUCUGGAACUGAGCUCAGGUCGGUUUUCCAGCGCAGCCCACAGAGAUUACAGCUGUGUUUUGUAACAGACUCACCUCCAGCCGUUGUAUUAUAGCCUCAGCUCAUUGGAGCAACAAUUUUGUAUAUCUGAUUAAACAGGACUUUUUAAAAAGUCUCCAUUUCCAGCUUCUUUUGUAGCAGAGCGAUAUCUGACUUUCUGUCGGCUGCACUGAAACACCGACUACUGUAGUGCUUCGAAGGUUUGACGGCGAAUGUUCAUUUUGAAGCUCAUACAGGCAAGAUCCAAAAGUUAGAUUAGCAAAAAAAGGGAGACAGAAAGACAGACAAAACUCCAAUCCCAAAAAGACAAACGUGCAAACACGUUCAGGUGAGUAUAAAACGUCUUCGAAGGGCUGUGGUGAAAAGCACAGUGGUGGCACUAUUAGCUGUGCUGUGAUGGGCUCUCAGCCUUUUCUCUCUCUCUUCACUCUGAAAGCUUCAAAUCCACUAGAAACGCUAUUCCACGACCAGCUCUUGGGAAAAUGUUCACUCUAUGUUUCCCUUAAGUUGCCUUAAUACAUUUGUGAGUGCACAGGAGUCUAAAAAAAGACAUCUCAAGACUCUCAACAUAGACACAAGGCUAUAGCUCUUGACGUGCCACCACGGCUCUCUUCCAAUCUCUCUUAGGACAUCCCUCUUUCCUUCCUCCCUCCCCUCACGCUGACACUAUCACAGAUUGUGCUUGGAUGGAUAUCUCAAAGUAACUUCUUUAACUGUAAUCCUCCACCAUCAGAUCUGUGGUCGUGAUGGGUGGAAAGAACGAAACCUUGAGCUUUUUUAGAGGCAUUCAGAAAGGGCAGCAUCGCACUGUAGCACUCUUCUUUUUCUUCUUCUUCUUCCGCUUUUUUCCCAGCUCUCAUGCCUUUGUAUGCGCAAGCUCAAGGGCAGGGUGCAUGCGAGCUACCAAUGCUGUUUUCAAAGAGACUGAGCUAGGACAGCCAAAAAGGAAAAAGCUCUGUAUCAGUGUAGAAACUCUCCAACAUUCACUUUUGCAUCGUCCCUGCCCAGGAGAUUCCUGUUGGCUUGUAGCCUGGUCUUUGCUCUCUGUCAUGAAAUGGUUUGACCGUUUCACUCUAUCUAUCUAUCUAUCUAUCUAUCUAUCUAUCUAUCUAUCUGUCUAUCUGUCUAUCUGUCUAUCUGUCUAUCUAGUCUAUUACUCUUUUGUUGUGUUCUGUUAUACUUGUAUGUUCCGUUUAUCAGUCCCUUACUUUCCCAUCCUUUCAACAAAACCCCACACUCUCUAUCUCAUUCUCUCUCUCUCUCUCUACUUUUUCUCACUGCUUUAUCAUUAUCGCCCCACUGUUGCUACGGAAACAGUGGACAGAAGAAUUCUGGGACUUGGUGGAACCAAGUAUUCCGGCUUGAUUGCAUUAUUGAAUCGUAUUGAUACAGUAGGCUGCGUCUCACUGAGCAGUAAGUGAGGCAGAGGGACAACAACGACGACAUGGUGCGACAUAGGUAUGAAGCUAGUGAUCUGCACUGAUGCAAAAACCAACCUUUUUAUUUGUGAUUGGGGAUCCUGAAUCUUACAACAUAUGAAAAGGUUGUUUUAUAGCAUUAUAAGGUAAGAGGGACCUGAAUCGGAUUAUAGAUGCGAUGAACUCAUGUGGAAAACGUAAGCCGAGACAAUAAAUCAGUUGUUUUUGUAUACCUGCAUACAGAGAAAUCAGAGGAAAUGAAGGUUUAAGGCACUUCCAUAUUUUAACCAAGAGCUCAAAUCCAGGUUUCUUGAUUUACACGAAUUUUUGCACAAAAUUCUGCUACAAUAAAUUGAUUUCUAUAAUAUGAACACAGUGCAGCAGACAGAUCUAAGCAUAAAAAAAUAACACAAAUAUAAUUAUAAUUGAAGCCAGUGUUUGUUUUAUUUCAGACACUCUGAAAAUAUGGUGGACUUUUGGAGUAGGACCAAUCCCACUUUAGGAAUAAAGAGCUAAAGCCAAGGUUCUGCAAACCCAACGAAUCGUAUCUCCAGGAAAAUGAACAUAAAUUAAAAAAUACUUUUCAUAAUUAUUUUCAGUUUCGGUAACACUUUACAAUAACCAUAAAUUAUGAAUGGUAAAUAGACCAUUUAUGAAUGAUAAGCCAAUAUUUUAUUAAUGUUUAAUUAUCAUUUAAAAAUAGUGUAUAGACCAUUAAUAAAUUGUAAAUUUUACAAUUUAAAAAAAACUAACGCUAACCCCAAAUUUACAAUAACCAUCUAAGUAAUAUUUAUAGGAGGUUUAUAAACCACUUAUUAAUCAUUUACAAAGUAUUACAAACAUCAGUUGCAACUUUACAAUAACCAUCUAAGUACUGUUUAUAGAUAGUUCAAAAAACAAAUAUUAACCAUUUACAAAGUGCUACUGACACAUCUAGAUGUUUUACAACCAAUAUUUAAACCCUAUAUAAACCUUGAAUAAAUAGUCCAUUAAUAAUUGAUAAAAAUUAUUAAUCAUAAUUUCAUUGCUUGUUAAUGGUAAAGUAACUAUUCACUUACAUUAAUAAACUAUCUAGUUGCCGUUUAUAACUGGUCUAUAUGCUGUUUUUAAAUGAUGAUUAAACAUUAAUAAACUAUUCAUUUAGUAUUUAUAAAUGAUAUUUAUUGUAAAGUGUUCCUCAGUUUCUUGCAAAAUUAUUGCAAGGAGUUCCCAACAGUACUGCAUAUACAACCGAUGUCAACUACAAUCGGCAGGCUUUUACAGCAUAACAGUGUUAUAAUUAUGAUGUGAUAAAAAAGGUUGUUAGAAAAUGAUUACAGAUUUUAGUGUUGAACCAUAAACUGUUUAAAAAGUGGAUGUGGUCGUUUGGCUUGAGGAUGAAGCGCCUUGAAGCUGCUUCUUUUUAACGUUUUUUAAAUUUCAGCCGAUUUUUUUCCUCAGAUAAAAAUACAAAAGCCUCAAAUGUGAUGUAAAGUUGGUAUUUGUACUGCACGUUUCAGUAAGAAUAAGUAGGAAUCCUUUUGUCUGUUGACAAGGUUAUACACUGACAUGUUCAAACACACUGCUGCCCUUCGCUCAUGAGAAAGAAACCCACUUAAACUCUGUUUCUGUGACUCUUGGUCAAGGUUUGUCUCAGUGCAAAACAGGAUAAAUGAACGGUGCCGGCUAGAAUGCAGAGAGGAGCACACUACCUUCCUCUCUCCCUCUGAAAAGAAAAAAACUGCAGAGAGGUACAGUAAGUCUGAAGUGAAUGUUGUGGUGCAGUGCUGCUAGUGCCCCCGAAGGCCAAGACUGCACAUUACACCCCUCUAACUGCAUUACUUUCAAAGGCAGCAGACACACUCCGCAUUAUGAUACUGCACACGUCUAUCUCCCCUUUGGUUGAGAAACCUAAUCAGUGAGUGGGUGGAGGUCGAGAAAAAGGAAUGAAAUGUUGCAUUAAUCACUCACUUGCUUUGUACUUCAUGCUCUCUCUGACUGCUGUCUGAGCUCCUGUGUUUUUUUUUUUUUUUCCUUUCAUAAUUCUCCGUCUUCCUGUCUUUUCCUCCCGGUCUUCUUCCUCCUCCUCUUCCUCCUCCUCCUCCCUGUUCUCUGUAGAAAUAGUAUUGAUUCUUUUCAUUGACAGACAGACACCACUGGCAUGAACUGACUCUUGAGUCUUACUUGGAGGCUCAUUGGUGUAAUGAGAUAUGCUGCACCACAGCAGAGUGGAGAGCUCUGAUCUCUCUUUUAGUCUUUCACUAUCUCCCUCGAGGUCCAUCACAGUUUCACGCCACCUAAAAUAUUCUCUCUUUUCACUGGAAGUCAGUCUGUUUUUCUCUUAUUAACACAUAGCUGUUUUUCUUCUACUUCCCUUCUUUUCUGUAGCCAAUGACCAAUGGCCUUAUGGUCAGGAUUUCAUCAUUAUUGGUGGUCAGAAUCCCCAAAGGCCUACUGUGUUGCACCCACACUAUUUUAUUUCCUCCCUGCGUCUCCGGUGGUGUCAACAGCGAUAUCAUGUUGCCUCAGAAAGUGUAAACUGUUCAAUUAUGUGGAUUAUAUCCAGUUGACUUUUCAGAUUAUAUGUCAGUGUGUGCGGUCGUGUUUAACCUGAGAAUUGGAUUUCUCCUCCAUAAUUUCAUCCACGCUAUGGUGACAUACUAAACGUUGGACGUGCAAGUAGAUUGUGAGACUUAAAGGGGUAUUCCUGCGCAAAAUUAAUUUAGGGUCAAACACACCAUAACACUGAGUUAGACACCCCGUCGAGAGAUGAAUGUUGCCGACCGCUUGCUUCUCUAGUUAUACCAACUUUAGUAACGACCGCACGAUAGCAAAACACAGCAAUCCCAGGAGCCACACAUAAACCUCAACCAAAACGCCACUCUAUAGCCACAAAAAAUGCUCAGAACAGCACCUAACUUCAUCAACAGUACAUAUAGGGUCCUAGCCACAGCACUAGCCACCAAACAUCUUUUCAACUUUGCAUGAUUUCUUGAGCAAAGAGACUAAACACAACUCACCUACUCUCUUCAGCAGUUGCUUGUUUGUAGUGCGACCUCAGACCAGUCCAUCACCAACUACAGCGGGGUGUCGCAGCUCAAGGAAGAACAUUUAUGAUCAUUUCUUCAUGGAAAUGCAAUCAGACUAAGAUGCUAAGGCUGAAGAACUACUGCGUCUCAGUGCAAAAUGAUUAAGAUGAUGAUUAGUACUUCAAGGAAAUGAUAAAGAAAUGAUAAUUUUUGCUAUUGUGCGGUCGUUACUAAAGUUGGUAUAACUAGACAAGUAAGCAGUCGGCAACGUUCAUCUCUCGAUGGGGUGUCUAACUCUGUGUUACGGUGUGUUUGACCCUAACUUCAUUGUACGUCGGAAUAUCCCUUUCCGCUCUACAAACUUUCAUCACCCCUCAAACACUUCAGUGGUGUCUCAACUUUGCUGAGUCUUUUAUCCAGAAAGUAUCACCCUAAAAGCUUCAGUGAUUGUUAAAGUGUACAGGAUCAUUGGUGUAACCAUUGUCUUGUGCGCUUGCUUCAUCCUGCUCCUCUAACUAUUCUGCAUGUUCACCCGUCACCACAUAAUUUUCAGGUAAAGUCACCUGUAUUUUCUUGGUGUGUAUCCUCUUUGUCUCUCUGUCCUCUUCCUUUCUCUCUGCAGUGACACAUUAUCACAUACAUACAUGUUAUCUGAAUGUAUGUGUUUAAUUUUCAGCCUGCGAGUCAAUACAGUGGAAAAGUUGCAUGAUUUUACUGUGUCUUGAUUUGAUGCAAAUAUUAUUUCUUAACAAUCUCGAAUCCACAUGUGAUUUCUCCAGACCAAGGCAGUUAAGGACCUUUUCUGCAGUUGGCUGAAACACAUGUUGAUAUGUUUCUUUGCAUGUAGAUUGACUUUAAAAAUAAUAUUUGCCCCUGUUGUUCAAACUGUCUACUUUUCCUCCUCACCCUCAGACACUUUCCUUCCCCUCACUAUCCUUCUUCCUUCCCCACCUUCUUCAUUUUUUCACAUCUUCCUCUUUUCUCUACUUUCUAUUACAGUAAACAAUCAAUCAGUCAGUUUGAGAGUGCAAAAGAAAAUCUUCCCUGUCACAGCAAAUGUGACCAUGUAGAGUUUCUAUCAAGAGGUCUCCAAAAAUUAGAAAUAAUCUAACUCACAGCUCGAAAAUUACUCGAUAAAAAGAUCUUCAUAUGAGUUAGAGGAGUGAGGUUUACCAUGAAGCUGCUUUUUCAUAACCCAGCUUUUAUCACCUGGCCAGCUAAAGUGGUUACAGACGAACAGCCAGUACAUGCUCAUGAAAUCCCCAUAAUCCGAUUUUGUCUUUAUGAUGGCUGAUUUUACGAAGUUUGUCAAAAGCAGAAAUUAUGAGAGCUUUAAAAAUCUUAUUGUAGUUACAUACUCAGAAGCUGAAGCUGUAUAUUUAUUGUUUAUUUAUUCAAAGCAUUUUAAAGUAGAUCUAGGACACUAUUUAGCACAUACAGUAUUUCAAAGAAUCAGCUGAAACAGUAUAAAUGUACAGAUUGUCUCAGUAUUUCAAAUGCUUGUAUAUAAAUUAACAUCUUUAUUUUAUAAAAAAAAAAAACAUAGAUUGUUAUAUAUCAAGUUUCAUCACAUAAUUAGCCCAUUUCACCAAAUUUACUCUUACAUUAUUUAUUAUAACAAUCAUUAUCCCUCCCUUUUCCUUCCUCUACUCAUCUUUCCUCACCAGCUCUUGACCUUUCCUCCCUCCUUCCCUCUUUCCUUCCCUUAUGGUUCUACAUUUCAUUUUAACACUGGUGUAUCCAUUCCAUCCGUAGGCUAUCCGCCUCAGUCUCUCCCCCUUCGUUGUGUUACUAAAGUCUGACUGAGAGCAGGUAUGUACGAGUCACCAUCUCAGCACAGCUGCCAGACUCACUGCUACACUCUCAACACUCUCUUAUAGCUUCUUGCUUUUGCUUUAAAUUCAAUCUGAAAUAUUAAAUCAAUAUUUAAUAGUCAAGUUUUAAGUUUAAGACAAAAUCUGGUUCAAUCAAACUCAAAUCAAGCUUUCCUGGCUUAGUUGAAACAAGCUUUGAUAGGCUUAGCUUGAAGUUUAAACAACUAGCUAACCCUAUCCAUGUGGCUAAAGCUUGGUUUCUGACUUGAGCAUUGGCUUCUAAGGUGCAUUUGUAAUUUUCAUAGUUGAGAGACACUCUAACUUUCCAAAUAUGAUAUUCCUACAAAAAAGUAGAGGGCAGUUCAGUAAGUCUCUGAACAGUACAGUUUUUGUUUGGACAUGCAGGAUGAGCUAAACAUCAGGCUGAACCCUAAAGUGAUGUCUCCAGCUGAAGUCUGGAAAAGAAAUUUGUAUGUAAAGCAAAUUAUCAAGUCUCAUCCUUAACAGAUGAAAGGACACAUAUAAUUAUAAUGCCAGUUACACAUGUAAAACUCAAAUCUUAACAAACACUUUUGUCUUAUUUCCAGUAAAAGUGUCUCAUUGGGCUCAGUUUAAGCCCCGUUCACCUGAAAAGUCCUGAAAAUGUCUUAUUUUUAAGUAUCACACACCAAUAAAUACUUGAAUGGCUUUUAAUAUGUUAAAAAAAUCUACAAACACCAGCAAUAACAGCCUCAUGCAGUGAAAGAGAAAAUGUUUACAACUUCAGGAAGUUAAAUGCUAACUGUGAUGCGGUACUUGUGUUCACAGAGGAUGUUAAACUUUCUAUGUGAUCAUGACAAUAAUGUCACUUUUUAAAUGACCUUUAGACUUUGUUUAAUAUCAUCUAUAGAUGAUACUUGAACAUUUUUAUCUGAAGAAUUAGCAUUUAAAUUGGUGUGCAGCUGCGGCAUGCUGAACCUUGGCACAUAUGGGCUUUCUUUUUCUUUUUCUAGAUAUAUGUAACGAUCUUCAGACACAGUACCAGAAUUUUCUUUUUCCUUCUGUGGACAGUCUGCUCUUUCUGGCUAACUAAGAUGGUAUCACAUGUGUCACAAGUUUAGGCUCUACAGUAAACUUAAAAGAUUUGCUUUCUCCUUGUUUGGGUCAGCAUGAGAACAGAGUUUUGUCUCAAAGCUGAGGGUGGAGGUGCUGGAUGCUCUUCUUCACAGCAAGAAAGCAGGAAGAUACAAAUCGGGGCAGGUGGGCUCUGGAAUAAUGUUCACACACGCUGGGAUUUGUGAAUCAGAACUUCAAGCUGGACUGAUUACAGGCGGUGAAAUUAGGUGGGAUUGAAUUAGUGACAGGCAUCUCUAUCGAUAAUAUGGAAAGGAUUUAGUACGGAAAAAUACUUAAAAGACAAAAAUCAGCCUUUAAACCUUUAAAUUGAAUUAAUGUCAAAUUCUAUUUAAUUUAAGAAGUUUUUUUUUUAGAGAGAUGCUUGUUUUUGAUUUCCCGUUUAUUAGAUUUUUCUGGAUGUUUCAUGCGUUUAAGAUCCGCACAAACCACUUUAAUAGAAAUGAAAUGACUGAUUGAGGCUGCAAUGGACCUGCAACUCUCCUCUAAUGUGGGGUAAAAUUAGUAUUUUACUUGGAGGAGCAAAACUGUCUUUACGUGACACGGAUUACAACGUAAAAAAGAUAUAAUAUAAUUGGGUUUCUUUAAAUGGAAAUCCGUAGCUGAGGUUGCUUGACGCUGCAUGCUCUGCAGAAAUUUCCAUAUAGGCUCUCUCGUGCAGGCUUUGCAACUUCCAACAUGAAUUUAUUCAGGUUACCGGGCGGUAAAACCUUAGACUUAAUUUAACCCCUUAAAAUACGCAGAUGUUUAAAUGCUAAUCAAAAAUGUGUGUUUAACGUAGAUCAUAAAUGUUGAUGCACAUAAACUAGAUUAUGUGCAUCAGAUUUCAGAUCUUGGCAACCACAUCAGGGCGUACAAGUUUCUUUCAAUUCUGCUGAAGGUUGGAAACUGUAGGUUAUUGAUCCCAAUCAAUCUUUAUCUGCUGCAGCUGUUGUGUAUGAUGCAAAUGUGUGUGUGCGUGCUGGAAGGGAGGAGGGGGGAUAUGUGUGAGUGGGUCUGUGUGUCCCAAUCAACUAAGAGCCGCAAUGCUGCUGAUUUAUUCUUGUAGAUACAGGACUUGUUGUCGCGAACACAUCCAUUUAAACGGAGCAGAGUGUGUGCUGUUACACCGCAAACACACCGACAAAUUAUGCACACACGCCGCAUAAAGCACAUACAAACCACAUUAUCGGUCAUUUAUUUUACACUGAUAUCCCUGCAGUAAUAGCAGAGUGCAGUUGUGCAUUUACAGAGUAGCUACACACAGAGACACUUGCACAAGCUCAUUUACAGUGUAAUAAAUAGACAGGUUCUUACAACAUGAUGACCUGAAUCUGUCACUGUGGGUUCCAGUAUCCAGAAAGCCUCCCGAGGCAGAAAUUCUCAUUGGUCAAUUCAGCAAAAGCUCUGCAUGCUACUCGAUAUGGUCCACUCUUUAAUGCGUACAGUAUCCACUGAAAGGUGUCUGUGUCAAACUGGUAAUCUGAAGACUGUAUGAUGAUGAUAGCUUUGUUUGCACUGUGACUAUCAUGUCACUUACCACCAUUGUUUUCACUAUUUAACAUCAAACUCAUGAGCAGAUUGAGUAUCAGACCGAUGGAGUAAAAAUUUAUGCACAUAUGUUGAGCUUGGAGGAAAAAGGGAUUUCCUUUACCUGAGGAACCCAGAUUGGACAGAUGUGAUUCUGGUUUCCCAUCCCCCUGAGGCAAGGCUAGCCUCAGCAAUUCAUUUAAAUAGAGUUACACCAGUGGUUUUCAAAGUGUAAGGCGCGCCUCCCCUGGGGGGGCGCCAGAGCACAUCAGGGGAGGCGCGGGACGAGAAGAAAAAACAAUAAGCCGAAGACUAUUUAUGUCUAAGCUAGCUAGUUAACGUGAGGGGAAUGGAUAAAUUCAUAACACAUUCAGUAAAAGAUGUGCAACAAAACAGGAAGUAUGACAAUGAACCCCUCAAAAACGUCCCACAUCCCCUUAACAUCCAUCUACCCAUGUGAGUGCAGAUUUUCUGCAUCAACUAUGAAUAAAGUAGGCCAACCAGCCGUGGAUAAAGGUAAAGGAUAAUUUGCAUUCGUUCCUUUCCAAAGCACAUCGCUGCCAAAAUCACUUCUGAAAUUGUGUCCAAUAGUGUGUAUAAAUGAUGUUUUGAAAAAGAUUAGCAUUUAAAAAAUGUUUAAUAAGAUGUUAAAAUGAUGGUACACAUUUAAAUAUGUUUAAAAGAUGUUAUGAAGAGAUGGACAUGUUUAAAAUAUUCCAAACACGUUAACAGAAGAACAUGUAUGACACUGUUAAACAGAUUUAAUUCAUUUAUUUCAUGAGAUAAAAACAUGAACUCAUGUAUAUAUUUAAGGGGAGGGGGUCGCAGUUAUUUUUAUACUCUCUGGGGGAGGCCCACAGCCUCAGCCUUUGACAACCCCUGAGUUACACUAAUCCCCAGACGCUGUGCAUUCAGAAAAAGUCUGCCCAUAUUUGCCAAGGAUAAAUUUGUGCAGAUCGCAUCAUAUAGAAAGACACCCCUAACUAUGACUUGAUGUCCAGAAACCCUGGUACUGCUCUGCAGAUGUUUCACAACAGUCAACCAUCUCACUAAAGUGGCCAAAGUUUAUGAUACACAGAUAUGUGGAGAUGCAGAUGAGUGGACAGACUUUGGAGCUGCUUGCCCACUGAGCAUUUUUUGGUCUAAAAGAGCUCUAAGAGAUGUCUAAAUGAAGCCUAGAUGACAGGUCUAAAAAGGAAAGUUUUUUAGAUGUCUAAAUUUAGACCAAGUUUAGAUCAAGUUUACUACUCUGUAUAUUGCUCAAUGGCUAUCAUAAUUAUUUUGGUUAAGUUCUUGAAGAUCAGUUAUGCAACUCACAGCUGUUUUUUGAAAUAAAUAGUUAUCGAAUAAUGGGUUAAAGUGCAACGUCUAAAUGUCUUCUAAAAAUAUACAGAAUCUAGACGGUUUAAAUUAGGUUUAAAAAAAUAUUAGACAUCUAAUAGCUCAGUGAGUGUAGAGAGCUGUUUAUCUGCUGAGUGUAUCCUAAAGAUGCUAUAGUAAACAGACUAAAACCUAUCAUCUAUUUAGUGCUCUUUAUUCCAUACAGAAGGGGAACUUAGACCAGAGUUUGCAUGUUUUGAAGCAGCCAAAACUACGAUCAACAGACUGCAUGAAGAUAACCAACGGUGACUGUCCUGUGAUCAUGUUUUCUUACGCUGUGGCUACGCAUUAUUUCUUCAUUAAAGGAGCCCUGAACUCAGUUUGUGGUAUUUGUAACUGCUUGACAUUAGCAGUUAGCAUGCUAAUUAAGGCAUUUAGUGUGAAGUGCUGCUAUGACCCCAAAACAGUGCUGCUAGCAUGGCGGCAGCCUUAAAAUUUCAACCUGUUAAAAUGACAUGUUACGUUUGAGAGAAACACAGACCUGAGCCGACUUUUUGGGAGGGGUUUUGUCUUCUGUACGUUUUUCUGUCUGUCGGUCUUUCUGUCAGUCGCACUGACUGUUUCUCUUUCAGCUUGUGGUCCCUGCUGGUUAAAACACCUGGACUCUGAGACCAAAAUGUCCUGUUGUGGAUAGUUGUUUUCAAGGUUUAACGUACACACGAAGCAUUGUUUGAACUGUGCUCAGCUCCAGAUGAUUUAUCCACAUAAGUUUCUCUCUGAGUGUCCCAAAAAUUGUUUCGGUCGGGUUUGGUUUCUUGUUCCUGGACAAACCACGUCUGAUGUACUUUUGGGAAUCACAGAGAAGGAAGUCCAGUGGAUGCACAGGUAAAAAUCCUGGAAAGUUUAUUCAGAUCAUCCGGAUUUGUGUUCAUCCACUGGACGAGUGCAUCCCCCCUUCUCCCUUACAUAGUCCAUGUGAGUGCUGAACAGUGCCACCCCUAGGUGUCUAGGGCUAUUGAGGCAACUAACAGCUUAUUUUCAUAACCAAUAUUCCUGUUUUGUCCUGUCUCUGUUUGUCUGUCUGUCUAUCCGUUUGUCCCUCUGUCCAUCUGUCCGUCUGUUUUUUCCUCUUUUGGUCUAAAAUAUUUUACUUUGGGCUGGUUUUGUUUUGAGUUCUUUAUCUUUUUCGACUUUGUUUCAUUUACAAAUGCUUGUAACUGUAACAAAUGGUUUAUAUUUGCUAUUUCUGAUGUGCAAUGCUAUCAUAACAUAACAUAACAUAAAUGAAUCCAUCAUCUCCAUUCAUUGACACACAUUACCUACCUUUGAACUCUUAUCUUUUACAAAACCGUUCCUGCUGACUGUUUCGUUUGCUUCUAUAAAUGACCCUUCAUGACCUCUCUCUCUCUCUCUAAUCUCUGCUUACCUGUGCUUGUCAUCCUCAUGUAGCCACGGGUUACGAGAAGUCGCGCAGUCUCAAUAAUAUCUCUGGGAUGACAGGCGCCCCGUUGCGCCUCACCCCAAUCACCAACUCCACCUUCGAACCCUUCGAGCCACCAGGACUCAGGCGAUGCCACUCCCCCAUUCCCUCCAUCUUGUAGCAUAGCUGACAGCAGAACAGAACAAAAAUCAACAACAACAACAAAAUAUAUUUUCUCUUUUUUUAUUUCCCAGGGUUCGCGCAUAAGAAAAAACGUCAAACACGAAAGGAGGGUCUCAUGGUCAUCUGAUUCGCCCUAGCUGCUCUUACACCAUCUUUACUCAAAGAAACUACAAUAACAAAUCAAGAGUUAAUCUAGGCACCUGUUUUAAAAUCACUUAAUAUCCAACUCUUACGUAUGAAGCUGAGAAAGAUGCUUAAGCAAAUGUAUUUUAAAAAUACACACACACAUUCUUAAGAUCCCGCCUCGCUAACAGGGAUAGUCUACUUUAGUUUAGACUGAUAUAAUAGUUGAGUUAGAUUACCCCUAGCUUUUCCCCGUGCUACUUCUUGCCUGUAUCUCAACUGCACUUGCACUUCGAUACUUAAGACUGAUACUUAAGAGUAGCUCUAAAUAGACUUUUAUAAUAUUAAGACUCAGAAUGCCUACUUUCACAUCGACAUAGACACUAACAUAAUGCUGCAGCAUGCAUGUUUUUAUCAAGAGGAUUUCCAGAAUAAUAAAACACAUACAUUAAAUGUUUGAAAAGAUAGAAAAAAGACAUUUUUGUACACUUAAAGCAUAUCUUUGAAAAGAAAAUAUCCCAAAGCGUAGCACCUUUGCACCUUCCAAAAAAAGCUGUCUAGGCAGUAGAUGUUCUGUUCUUUGUGUUCCAUUUAUAUGAUACAAAAUCCAGUAUACACAUGUGCAAACUUGCAUACAUGCAUAGUUGAUCACAUAGAUGGUUCUCUGCGCAUCCCUUUAAUAGGACGAGGUCCACACGAUUCUACCUUUCCUCGCAUUAACAGCAUCCGCUCUUCUUCUUCCUGCUGCUUCCUCUUCUCAGGCUUCAAACUCAAAAUGCUAAAUUUGAACUAAACAACUUUCACAUCACGAAAUGCAGGAGGACUGAAUGAAAAUCUAUUUUUCAUACCUUGGACAGCAGGGGAAAGUGCUGUAAAAAAAAGCCAUAAUGUCUUUGUGAGCUUGAGGUGGAAAACAUGUGUCAGUGAUUCGCCUCCUAUCUAAAUCUAUCUCACAUAGAUGAUGUCCAAUUUUGAGGAAGCCAGCAAGAGAAAUUAAGACCUUAUAGGUACUUCCAUACACAUAACAAACAUUUAAAUCUGAAAUGUUAAACUCUCCUCUAAGAUACUGAGCAAAAUGAAAGUAGCCGAGGUUUUAAGAAGGUUAUUCCAUUAUUAGAAAAUAGACUUUUUCUUUUGUUAAACAUUUCAGAUGAGACUCUGAAAAAGCACUUUUUUGUUGGAUUGUUAUGAAUCAAAUUGUUUCAUCGGAAAAUUUAACCAUCCAAACUUUUUUCCCCCAUACUCUUCAAUCUUCAACAAACUUGUUCUGGACUCAAAAUUCUGAUUUUUGACUUUCACACUUUGCCAAAAUUUACAUAUGCCCAUCAUUUUUAUUCAGAGGUGUUUAUCAUUACAGUGCAAAAUUAACCUGGACAAUCAAAAGUCCAUAGUGUUGGAUUAUUAUACGGGGAUUGGGUCCUUGUUGUUUGUUUUGUCCAAGAUCGGUUAAACGAGAUCAUGGGGUGCCAAUGAAUUAAGGUCGUCCUCGAUCUGCUGUCACUUAACCUACAUGAAAAAAGAACAGAAACUCAGUUUAGAUGAACACUAAUACCAACCUUUAGCCUCAACCUCACUGAGACCUCCUGAUGUCUUCAUCAUAACUGAAGGAGUCCCACCUUAUUUCGACCUCAACACUUCACUCCUCCAACACGGUUCCUUAUCAGCGCUGAAAAGUUGACAAACAGGGAUGAUCAGUCCUUUUUUCUAUUGCCAUGCUUUUUUCCCAUCAUCAAAUCAAUAUUUAAAGGAGCUUUACAAAUGAAGACGACUUGUUUUAUUUUAAUUUUUUCAAGUGAGAUGAGAAGAUGCCACUCUCCUGCCGGCGCACCAAGCAUUAGGAUGGAUAGAUUCAGGUGAGGUUGGCUAGGCUUUACAUGAAGACUGGAAGCAGAGUGAAGCAGCAUCCAGUCUUGUCGUGGCUGAAAAAGCUCUUUUAAGUAUAUGUAUUUUUUUUAAGUUGGAGUGUAACACACUAACUGGCCGAUUCUCAGUCCUAACUUGUCAAACACAGCAAAACUCAAAGUGGUUUUAAAGUGCGAGGCAUUACAAAUCCCCCUGUUACCACAUGUGAGAGGUGCAUCACCGUUUUUUUCCACACAAAAAGACCGGUGAUUGAAUUUGACAAGUUGGGAAUGAGAAGAUUUGUAUGACUCCACACUCUUGAGCUUUCAGUCCUUAUGCAAAGCUAGACAAACCACAUCUUGAACCAACUUUGUGCUCAAUACGUUGGCUGGAAGCUUCAUCUUCAAACAUUGUUACAGCAAAUUCGAGUAAAUGGACGUGUUUCUAAAAUCGCUGAACUCUUCCUUUAAGGUGUCUCCUCCUCCUUUAAGAGUGAUCGCCUCUCUGUUUAACUUGAGAAGUUUGCAUCAUAGCUCAGCCUGAGUGUGAAAGCGUGGUUUUCUCUCAAGUCUGAGCCCAUCCUUCAUCAUCACCAUCACCAUCACCACCAACAGCAGAGUUACUACUUUUGCACUGAAUCCAGUGUGACUCAGCGGCCAAUGGCAAUAUUUUUAGUUUUCUCCCUUUUUGGCUUCUCUUUCUUUCCCUUCUUUUUGCCCCUCUUGAACUCCCUCCCCCCACCAUCCCCCUCCUCCUCUUCUGUCCGUCCAUCUCUUCUUUGUUUCGGCUACGGCUGUGCAGUAGGAGGCCCCAUGAAUGGCUACUGGAGUGACAGCCCGUGGUAGAAGAAGAGUGGACGACAAACACCAAAAGGGAGGAAGAAGAGAGAGAACAUGCACCAGACAGCUUACAAAAAAAAACCUAGAAAUAUGCAAUGUAGAUAAAUGGGACAGCAGAGUUCAGACCUGUGUGUUUCUGUUAUGAUGCAUCUGCAGCACAUGUGACGAGUGUGCACCUAAGUAUUGUGUGUCUAUGUGUAUGUGUGUGUUUCUGGAUCUGCAUCUACCUUUGGACUAAGAUGCAAAAAUGUCAACUGGGAAAAUUUUUGUUUGUUUGUUUCUUAGAAAAGGAAAAAAUAUUUCUUUUUUUAUUUUUCUUCAUGUUAUAUAAUAUCACUUAAUAAUGAUGUCAUCCUUUGGUUAGUGAGCGUCCUUUAUUUAUUUAUUUUUUUAUUUAUUAUCGUAAUAUAAAUGUUGUUUUCUAUGUUUAAAAAUUGAAAUUUCCUGCUAUUGCGGCAAUGUCACUUGACAUUGUCGCACUAGCCCUUUAAUUCAGACGGUAAUCAUCUGUUUUCUGGUUAAAUUAUUCCACUCUCACCUUCCUCUCCUCCCUGGAAGUGAAAGUCACAGACAGAGAGCUUUCAUUUACAAGAGAUUCACAUCAUUUUGCAAUUUAGUGAACAUCAACUUGAUUUACACGAAUAUCCUUCAAGGUGCAGAGCCAGAUUUUAAGUAUAAAUAAGGCAUUUGAGGAAAAAAACAAAACCGACUUUAACAGUCCCCUCUAAAAUUCUUGUUUCGGAGCUCUGAAAGUCUAAUCUGUCUGUUACUUUUUCACAUUCAGGCUGCAACACUGGAAGGUGAGAGCACCAAAUGUAUAAAAACACUUUCAUGACUUUCAAGUCGGUCACUUCUUUGCUGAGAGUAAGAUGAGAAAAUGUAUCAGAUCAUUGUCUAUGCAGGAUAUUUGACAAAAAGCCAGAGAGCAAAUGAAAAGAAGUUACACCAACACCUCUAAGGUUUGGUAGUUUUUACCUUCAAAAUCUUCUACAUCCGUAAAUGUGUGAUUCAAACAAAAUCGACAUACUUUCUAUAAUCUUUUUUGGUGCAAAUUAGAUGAAACAUAAGAGAUGGAUUUGGUCAUCUGUGUCUCUGCCUGUGUGCUAGGUUAGCAAAGUGCAUCUCAAUUUUAAAACACUGGUGUAAUGAAAUAAUGUGCUUAAUUUGGCUGACAGAAAAACCCCUCAGGAAUCAAAACAGAGUAUCUGAGUGCGCUCCAGGGGAGUAUUUGGUUUGUAAUGUAUUUAAAUGAUCAAUAAUAGAGAGCUAAAGUCCUUAAUAAGACACUGCUUUUAGUCUGUUGCAGGUAAAAGAAAGAGCGAUUGAGUCCAUAAAUGUUUAGGACUUUUUAAGUAAUAAUUGAGUGACUCAGUCGUCUCUGCUUGGUGUGGCCCAUCUACUUCUUAUGCACAGUGUGUAGAUGCAGCACCAUCAUCGGCACAUGGAGGAGAUGGUGCUGCACCAAUCUUUGGCUCUUCACUGCACAGGCUGGUGAUUUAUACUGACGUCUCAUCUCACUCUCAAAGAAGAUACGAAUACUCUUUUUGUCUGUUUUGAUGUGAGACAUGCAGGUCUCCCUGUUUCACGUCUUGCUUGAGUUGGGCAUGAGACGUCCAACUUAAUUGUGACUCGUGUGUGUGUGUGUGUAAUUCGAGGAUUAUGAGGUUUUAAAUUCUGACUUUGUUUAUUUUGUAUCCCGAACGCGCAUCAGACAAACACACAGACACACACACAAAGAUUGAACACUCUCCUCUAAACCUGUCUGAUGUUUCCUACCAUAUCAUCCUCUGCCUUUCCUCUCCUCACUCCUCCAUGUCCACCGGUUUAUCGUGUGUCUGUCACUUUCCUCCAGGCCUCUAGGGGCCGCUGUCCUGUGUCAUGAUGAUGUAAAUAUGUAAAGUUUGUGUUUUAGAAGAAUCUGCAUGGGGAUUCCAUCGCAAGCAAUAAUGAUACUGAUAUGACUAGUAAUGUGAGGAGAUUUGAUAAGAUUUUAGUCUUGAGCUUAACAAAUGUGUACAUAACAUUUAGAUUACUAAGAGUGUGUAUGAAUGUGUUUUAAAAUGCAUACAUAUGCACUAACAAAGCAUGCAGGACAAAGAGCUUAACCUCUGUGAAUGCAAGAGGUGAGAUGGGCUGAAUUUUGCAUGCUACAAUGCUAUGAUGCUAUUGGUCGAAAGAGACCAAAGUAGGUACUGUAACAGGGCUGGGUGGGGGUGGGAAAGUUUAUUUUUGCAGGUGGGGUAGGGGUUUAGUUUUAGUAGGUCUUGUAUAGCUGCUUUCUUAUUGAUCUUGAGAGACUUAUGAUAAGAGAAACUUAUUAACCAUUGUAGCUUAUGGUUUUUUCUUCUUUGUUUUGCUUCUCUUUUCACAGAGAAUUGUUCUGAAAGCCCUGCGCUUAUCAGAUAUAUGCAAAAAGAAGCAGUAACUGUGAACUAAUGCUUAAAAAAAAAUCCAGCUGCUUCCAUCAUUGUUUCAACUCUUCUUCAAGAGAGAAGAGAGGCCCCCUCUUCUCCCAAGAUACCUCCUUACCAAAAUUUCCCAAUCCAUCAUUUCAUGUAUCUGCUUCCUCAUUGUCUGUUUUAUCCAUGUCAUGUUACAUUCCUUCAUGUUUCGUCCUUCGCUCUACUCUUGAUUUUUGACAUUCGGAGGAAGGAUGCUCCUGCAGUGAGAUAGCGCAGUGAUUCAAUGCAACUUCCACAGAGUAUAAGCAGGCCAAAGCCAUCCUAACCCAGCUGACUGUGUAAGUUUGAUCAAACUUCGAUUGGGCUCUAAUUUGUUUUAAAUAAUCACCGUGGAGUUAAACGCAGUAUUUGCCUUUACAGUAGCUUGAAGAGCACUUUCGAAGAACUUUUUGCGGUCAGGAUGGAUGCGUUCGGCUGUCCUGAGGCCGUCACACCAUCCUCCAAAAGAACCCAAAAGUUUUGCAGAAUUAUGCGGUGAAUUAUACUGAACAAAUUCAAAAUAAAUCAGAUCAUCAAGCUAGAAUCACGAUGAAGUUGCACUGACAUCUUUGUCCAGACAAAUCACAGUUUUAAAUCCAAAUCAAGGCGUCAUCCUCUCAACCUCCUUUCCGUGUUGCCAAAGUUUUAUUUCCCCUUUUCAUCUGUUCACAACUCAGGUAUCUCUUUUUCAUUCUCUCCAGUUCACCCAUAUCUCCUCAAAGAUGUACUGUAUGUCUGCAAAAGGCAGGGAAAGAAAAAAAAACAUGAGCCUUUCCACACUCCUGUACUGUUUGUACUGUUGCUUUGUACUUCCAAAAAUGCAGUUUCUUUUUCCUCGUCCAAAUGUGCUUUCUGUCUUCUCCUCGUGCAGUCCCCAUGUCUUUUCACCCUUUUGCUCAAGAGCACGCUUUCUGUGUAAAUUUAUACCCCCGGCACACCAUCCCCCCCCCCACUCCUGAUGACUCUCAUAAAGAAAAAAAAAAAAGAAAAAAAAGGGGGAAUUGAGCACCUUCGCAGAUUUGAAAAAACACUGGAUUUCACCAGGAAGAAGACAGGAAUGAACUUUUUAAUGAAUGAAAAAAGACUGUAGCUUGCGGGUUGGGGGUGGGAGGACAGAAAUGUGGUGUGAAAUGAGUUUUCUGAGUGGACUGUCAGCUGAGCUGCGUCAGAGGGAGGAGUGGAGGAGGAGGAGGAGGAGGAGAAGUUUGGGGAAGACAGAAAAGUGUGGUGAUGAUGUGGAGGAGGAAAGAAAGAAGCGAAAUCACUUCUCCAUGUAAGAAUGUGUACCUCUCUGUUGUUCCCUGUGCACUGUUUUUGCUCCUUGUGUUGUGUUCCUUCACCUCCGUGUGGUUCUGUGUUGGUGUGACAUUUUGUUUUAUGUUUUGUGUUGUUUUCUUUUUUUGUGUGUUGCACUCUAGUUUCUUAAUUUUUUUUCUUUGCGUAAAUACCACACCUGGGUCAAACAGUCUUCACCAACACUGCGUCUUGUUUAAUCCCACACAGUUGCAGAAGAAUCAUAGUUUGUCAUUUUAGGCAAACGCCAACAGCACCAGAGUGAAAGAAACUAGAAAGAAGAAAUGAAUAAUGUGACAAACCCCUCCUCUGUGAGGGAAGUGGGAUGAAACAAAAAAAGAAAAAGAAAAAAAAAAUGUUGAUAUUUGGCCAAGGUCUGGUCUGUAAAUGAAGUGUCAGCUGAGAUUCUCAAUCUCUCGGUCUGGAUUUCAGCCCAGUCCUGGUUGGCUGCAGUCCUUUGUUUAACCUCUUGACUUCCUCUGAUUACAGUUUUGUUUGUGACCUUUUUGUCUCUUGGUCUCAUCAGCUUCUUUAUUAGCGUCCAAAGAUUUGUUAGAUCAGGGGACUGAGCAGCCCUCCAAGGACUUCAGCAGAAUGUGUUUCUGUGUGUGCGUGUGCGUACGUGUGUUUCUACGUGUGUGUGUGUGUGAGAAAUGUUCGCGUGCCACUUUGAGCUCUGUGUUCUCGGUGUCUUUGCAUGUCGGCUGUGCCCGGAGAGAUUUAUAGUGAUGUGCUUUUUUUUGUGCUUCAGUGAUGUGUUUGGCUUUUCAUUUCCUCGCUGUUUUGUAAACUUUAAUUGUUAAUUACUGAGAAGAAAAAAACACUUAUUAGAAACACUCAGUCUGCCAUUGUAGAAAUCUCAAAUUCAACUUUGUUCCAGCUGGUUUAGAAAGUUUUAUUUAUACAAAUCAAGAAAAAGAGGUUUCUACAAUGGCUCAUACUAAGAACAUAGCCUCUUUGCCAACAGCAUCUUUGGGAUUAGAUAUGUGCAGAAACCAAAAAGUCAAUUGAUAAUCAAUCCUGAACAUAACCAAACAACCUCAGCUGAAAUAUUUGUCAAACCAAGACACCAAAUAGUAAAAUCUGAUUUAUGUUGUUUUGUUAAACUCCUAACAAAAGAAAAAAUUCCCUCUAUUGUGCCUCGGAGUAGAAAAUGAUUUUACAGCCUCGUGAUGCUUUUGGGAAACCGGCAGUUUUAUUACAAAGUUCCACACUGGACCUCAUAAAUAUGCAAAUUUGAGUCCAGAUGUGGAAACGAAGAUGAAAACAAUUAGAAAAAAGUUUUAUUUUGUAUGUAAUGGUGGGUAAAAUAAGCGUGUUAGAGGAUGAUUCAGGUUUGCUCAUUUGUUUCUAUACAUGAAAAAGUUUCCAACCCAGAGCCAGAAAAUCCAGACUGGGCUGCAUCAGCCAAUGAGAGCGUGAAGGUCAAAAUGAAAACCCUUUCUCAGCGAAUAAAACUGAAAAUCACAAAGACUUAAGUCAUUUAUUAAGAAUAACAGGUGCUGAGUUUUGAGUGUAGGUGGCCUAUUUAUUUAUUUAUUUUUAACAAAGUUGACCAUGAAGGAUCUAUCCAAACGCUCACCUAACUGAUAUAAGUAUUUUUACUCCCUGUUAUUUUUGUCCUUUUUAUUUACACCCUUAUUAUUACUGAGCAGCGUCCAUCAAGUAUCAGUUGAGAUCAAGAUUCAGUCAAACUUUAGACCUUCAGUAGAUCCAGAUUUACUAUUAAAUACAGAUCUUUGACAGUUCCAGGCUUAUUCUAGGUUUGGAGACUGAACUCAUGAGGUGUCGGUGAAAGGGCUCUCACGUGAACAGCUGGUGCAUCCCACUCAGGGACUUUUUUUCUGAGCAGUUUCAGUUUGAGAAGAAGGAAAACUUAAUUUACCCACCAGUGCUUUUCCACCCGAUUGGCCAGAAUAUACACCAGACCUUGCUGUUAUGAAAUCCACAUUAAAAACAAAGAAAUUAUUGGUCUCAAUUAUCCGUUGCCUCAACCUACCACCAUGGAACUUUAUAUAGUUGUUAAACUUCUGCUUUGCAAGAUCAGCUUGGAUGCGUGGUCUGGUGUAUAAAAGGCCAAGAGUCAUUACCUUGUUCCAGGUCCUCACUAAACUCUCUUCUCUUUUUCCCUUUCAGUGCUUAGUUUCUAAUCUCCCCUUUCCUUACAAGAUGAGGGAAACAAUAGACUUUAAACCACUGCUCCUCCAUCUCCCCCUGAUGGGAUUCACUGUACAAAAUGGGAGGGAGAUAGAGAGAAAAGAGAAAGAAAGAAUCUGAUAGAAAUUAUCACCGCUGCUGACGCGCUGACCUGGACAUUUCAUCAUCUGUGCGACUCAUUCAUAUGCAACCUCUCUGAGGAUCUUGGCGAGGAAAAAAGGCCGCUCGUGGGUUGAUUUCCAGAGCAGUUCGCAGCAUGGAUGUACCCAGUGUAGCAGCCGUAGGGCCCACGACUGACUCGGAUUUGGAAACCACACAACAAAAUUCCAUCUGUGUCUAUGAUCACCAAGUAGUCAAGAUUGUUUUUUUUUUCUUUUUCGUUUUAAGAGGCUGCAUUUACAACUGUGGAUUACCCGAGUAUAAUCCGUUAUUUUGGCGCUCAAAGCACUAUGCAAGGUGAGGAGUGGUCCAUUGUGAUGUCUUACAGCUCCAGCAGAGCGUGGUCCAGUGACGCCAUAAGGCUAUGCAGACUGGAUUCGCCUGGUAAUCUCUGCUGAGCUACAGGACCUCUAACUGCAGGCUGAAAUCUACUCAUACAUAUCAGAACACAUUAGCCAUAUCACGUGUAUAUUUGACAUGAUUCUGUCUAUUUGAUAUCAUCUGGAUCUCCCGGGAGACAAUUGACAGCUUGAGACUUCAAGUUGAGCUGAUUGCUUUGACUAUGGAGAUUUUAGCGAGUGUCAAACGGUCGGUGGAUCCACUCCCUGUUGGAAACGAACUCAAGGAUAGGCAUAACUGUUGGGCUACACGGAAAUCCCUCAGAGACAAAGAACUGUCACAAACACCUGCUAAAAAAAGGAUGAGUCCCUGAAAAUGAAGACGGCUAUCUCUCUUUCUCACUCUCUCCUUCCCUCUUGGGUCUUAAUAGUAUCUUGACCCAUCCUUUCCUGCAUCUCAGCAUUGCUGCUGCUCCUCCUCUUUAGCAAACUGCAUGGCAUGAAUGAAACCAAUUAGAGCCAGAAGCAAGACAGUCAAAGCCACAUUGGUUGGAAGGAGAAGGAAGAGAGAAUGGAAGGAGUCCAUGAGAAAGCGGGAGAAAGACCCGCACUUUUUUUCCUCCGAGCAAUUUCAAUGCAAAGUCACCGCCAUCAUUUAAGCUACUUUUUACCCCCCCAACUGUCUGCUGAUGUGUGUGAAACAGCAUCCUGCAGCAAACUGCUUUCUUGAGAGGCAUAAUGGAUGGAUAAGGGAGCUGCCCUCCUAAAGGAAAAGGGGGAGGGUGGCUUCUGCGGACCACCAAACUCGCUGACCUCUGGGUUUGUUGAGCAAGAAGAAAAAAGGCUUUUUAAGAGAGCAGGGAUUCAGCAUGAGGAGAUGGGAGAACAUCUUUGAGAAACUACACCAGGGACGAAAAUGGCAAUGAUUUCUAAUUAGAAAUGCAUUUUUACGACAUUGUUUACCAGCAUGAAUAUUUUGCAUGACUUCUGCAAGCCAUUCUGAUCCCCACCAUGAAUAACAGGGCUAGUAAUUGAGAUUUUAAGCAUAAAAUGAAACAAAAAAUUAUGUUAUAUGCAAUAAAUAAAAAAGAAAAAAAACGUGACAUGGUGUUUUAAAAAAAUGUUUUUAAAGACAAACCCAAACGAUGAAGAAAAAAGGGGUGCAACAUCUACCCUAGUUUGUUUUCUUUAAGGAACCUUCGAAGAUCCCCCAGCCCCAUAAAAACCAAGAGGACUUAUCCCAACUACUGCAAGUAUUUAUCCUGCUACAAGUUCAUCUACUCCUACUACUUCUCACCUGGCUGAUACUCUGCUUCUUCCUCCUCUUCUUCUCUUUCUUCUUCCUCUUGUAGCCUUUUUAUCAGAACCCUUGUAUGUAUCUCUCUCUCCAACGGCAGCUGUUUGUCUCUGUCAUUUUCUGAACCCAGAACUUUUGAGAUCAUUAUGAACUAAACUGUGCUGUCAACUUUUCGUUGUCCAUGUCUUGAAGAUCUCUGUCGAUCCUCCUCUGAAACUUUUUCUCCACUCCUGUAUUUAGCGGCAGCACCUUACUUGAGGUUAGAAUGAACAUGAAAUGUGGGAAAUUGUACAAGUGAAGUUAUUGUAACCGUACGCUAUCCCAGGAGAGUCAGGGAUGUACUUUUAGGGGGGAAAAGGGUGGCUGCCUCUUCGUCCAAGGCUGUUUAUUUUUUUUAUUUUUAAGAAAUGGUUGGGCCAAGCAGGGAUCAACACAGAACCAUUUUAAAAAUAUCAGAAAACCACAAAACUGUGUUAAGAUGUAUAUACUUUUGCAGACGAGUGAAAUCGCGACUGUGAAAAUGUAGUUUGGUGAAAAGAUCGGAUGAAGAAUUCAAUAAAUGUUAAGUGGAGUGAUAAAGAGGUCAAACAGGGUAUGUUUACUCUCAGAUGGGUUGACUCUGCUUCCACAUGCGAGUGAUUUCCCUCGUGAAGAAGACAGAACAGGGUGUUUAAAUUCAGGAUCCGUGGAGAAGAGGCAGCCAUCUUUACUCGAUGUGCUCAAACAUUAUUGGCCCAGCUCCCUUAUUACCAGAAACAGCAGAGGGAGGUGGGAAAAUAUCCACCUCUAGACUUUGUAUGGACAGAAAAAUAUAACAGCAGACGGGUGAAAAGUGAAAUCUGCACAUUUGGAUUCAUGUGUCAUAAUUUGUCUUCUCAUUGGUCGUGUUUUAAAUGAGAUAUUUUGCUUAUUUGUUUGUGAUUGCUGUGCAUAAAUUGGUAUUUGUUUUUGUUACUUUUGAAUUGUUCUCAUGCACUUUUUGAAGCCCCCACAAAAGGUCACUUGUGCGGCUGUGGGAGUGCACUUUUGUUUUACGUUUAAUCCAAAGUCAAGUACAGGAUCUCUUACUACAUACUUGGUCCAGAAAUCUGGAUUCAGCCAAGGUCUCACCCUCCAUCCUUCCUCCAUCCAUCAUGUUUUGACUUCAAGCUGCAGUCCACAGAUCAUUUAAGGUAGUUGAGUGUAUCAGACUGUAAAUUGUAGCAUUAAAAACAUAUGCAGCUAUUCUGACUGAAUCUCACAACUUGAAGGACCAUGUAAGGAAAUAACGCCCCUGUAUACGUCUGCAGUGAUUUUUCUUUUGUGUAUUUUUGGAGGAAGUGUUGCGGGUCGCAGACAGCCGAAACCACAUUGGAAUAACAGGGCCUAUCUCAGGAAUUUAAGGUAUCAUAAAUUUUGAGGUAGAUUGUCAAGAUUUAAUGAUGCUGCAGGAAAGUUGUUUUCAGGAAAGUUGAUUCAUUUUUUUUUUCAUUUACAUGGUAGAUCUGGAUUCCUAAAAGAGAACUGAAGCCUCAAAAAUGUUUUUUUGUUUCUUUCUGUUUGUCCCUCUAGAGGAGCUGAACCACUUCCAGGGAUUUCUUUUAUGUAUGUGACACACAGUGGAGUUUUUUUUUUUUAAUCACAUGUCUUCCUAAAGGUUUGAGGAACACCUCCAGAACUGUCAGAAACAAUUGCCUAUCAUGUACUGUACUGUAGCUCUGCCAUUCUUAUGCAGCGUCUUUACAGAGUUGGCUGAAUUAUUGUGUUUUUACUUUAACCGAUUUCUUUUGUUGAAAUCAUGCAAUCUGCGCGAGUUAUGAUCACGAGGAGAGCCAAUGCACACCCCAGUUUGGCAUCCGCUGAUGUCUCUGUCAUGUUAUGCAGCAGGUAGUGGUUGGAGGAGGGGGUGGGGGGAUUUAUCAGGGGGGGAAUGCGCCUGUGAGAGGAGUCUAAAACACACUGCAGAAUGGUUGCACAUGAGGGAACAAUUGCCUUAAAAUGUGGCAAUGAAUGGGAUUGGCUACCUUAAAUCACACAUUUCAAAUGAAAGAUGGCCUCCACUAAUGUAUUAACUUUCCAAUCUUGUUGGGGGUCCUAUGUGAGACAUUUCUUUCAUCCUCUUCAUGCUUUCCUCAUCACUCCUCAUGCAAAAGCUAACAUGCUGCAAUCACAGUUCUAUCAGUUUUACCGUAGUUGAGACUACAUCUCGUCUAAAAAGGAUGCAGAGCACCCAAGUGCAAAACUAUUCUCAUGUGUUAUCCUCUGGCAUCACACUGCAAACACUCAACUGUCAACGAAGGUGGAUUUUCUGAGUGUCUCUCACCAGAAAUGUAGUUUUGAAUCAAUUGAAUCCACAAAUCCGACUUAAACAUGAGAAUUCGGCGGCGUAGGAAGAAGAAGAAGUGAUGGCUGUAGAUUUGCAGAAAGACAAAAGAAAUCUUGAUUUUCCACUGCAGGGUAGUGGAAGCAGGGCAAUACCGGUAUACGCUCUUUUUAGGGACUCCAGUUUUUUGUUUAGUGCGUGUGAGUGUGUAGGUCUGUUUUAGUGGUUCUUGCGCUAGACAGGAAGUAUAAAGUCACACCCCCCUUUGAAAUGACUUGACAGCUGAGUUGACCAGGAGUGCAACUGAACUUGAAAACCAAACAGCAACUAAACAUAUCAGGACAAGAUGCAGAGAAGCUGCUCUGCCCACUGUCACCUCCACUCCCCCUCCCACUGUCCUUCACCUUUCUUUAAUGCUGAUUGGAGUUUUAAAGGCCACCUGAUCGGUCCGUCCUCAUGUCUCGUUUUCUCGCCAGAAUCAUAAAUGUGAUGCUUUGCAAAUGAGUGGACCUGCAGUAUUAUCUAUUUUGGCUUGUUUACGCCCGUCUCUACUGAUUCACACUACCUUAAAAACCAGUGAACUUCUUUAAUUAUGUGAAGGUUGGAAGUAUGUUUUCAGUUAUACUCACGUCUUUCCAUCUUUUUGGCUAAUAUUCUGAUUCUGUUUUUGAUGGACUUAAACAAUGCUAGUGAAUUUGGGCGUGGGUUUCUAAACCUAAAUUAACAAUCAUUUAAAAGAGUAAGCUUACCUCCACUCCCAAAGCGAAUAAAGAGACGUAAACAACGCUACGAAGGUGGGCUUGAACGCUCAAUGGUUGGUUUCAGUUCAUGGCAGGUAAGCUUUGCUCUAAAACUCCAGUCUGCGAUUUUUUUUUUUCGUCAUUUCUUUAUUUUUUUUAUUUUCUGUGGCAACAUCUCCCCCUGUCCAUGUUGCUCACCUCCUCUCUACCCUUUCGUCCACUCUUCUUCUUCUUCCAUCCCCUCCUCCUCCUUCAGUUAUGUUGAGGAAGAAGCUUCUUUUUGCAUCCCUUGUUCCAGUGUUUUUAUAUCCUAUUUUUUGGAGAUGAAUUAUAAAUGCAUGCAUGGGAAACUUUAAAACGAUGACUUUUGACCUGAUUGUGAAUGGCCAUGUGAAGGGAAGCCUGUCCUCUGUUUUAAAAAAAAAAGAAAAAAAAAAGGGAAAGCUCUCAUCAUCCACUCUUUCUGUCUCUGCCAGAUGUAGGACAUGUUAGUGAAUGAUCCACCCACUCUUGAAUGCCUUUACUGUGAUACAUGUGAACCUCGUAUUUACACUGUGCAGCACCACAGCGGGAUUUGGCGACAGCGCUUUGUGCUCCAGUGUCAUGGUGUCAAUGCUUGUUUGGUAUGUGAAGCAAAGAGUCUCCAUUUAAAAGCAUAUCAAAAAUAUUGUCGGUCACCACUCUUUAAUUUUAGAUUUACAAGAACUUAUUUAUGUUGAUGUCAAGGAAAAACCGUUUCCAUCGUCUAUCUCUUGCUCAGUUUUUUGUGCCUUGUGUCAUUUGAUUUCUUUAUCCUGCGAGAUUUUCAAAAUAAGAGAAUAAACCAUCUUGUUCGACGAUGAAAGAUGUAGACUUUUUUUUAUUUUCUUCCUCAUUUGAUCAACCGUUCAGAGGUUGUUGUAUGUCCAUCAAACAGAGACAGAAAAGAAAGGAUGAUGGGGACAAAGACGAGAGGCUUCCCUCCAUUUCUGAACUGGGUCUGUGCCGGAGAGACUUAUGCUGGAUAUAAUUUUACUGUCAUUACACUGGAGAGAGAACGACAAAAGAAUCAAGAACAGUAUAAAAUAUAUUUCAAUGGAAUGUUUAUUAUUUACCUUUUCUAUUUUUGAAACAUGUAAAGAACAAAAGAGGUAAAACUGUAACAAAUCAACAGCAUUUGUGAAAAAGAGACUUAUAAAAAAACAGAUAUAUUGUUAAAACGUAUGAAGGUUUGACUGUGAAUGCUGAUUUACCUGAGCAACUCUUCUCCUUUACUGAUAGGAUAAAUAAAAAAAAACAACAACAAAUGAAUAAUAAUAAAAAAAACAAAAACUACUGGUAAAAAGCAAAAUAAUUCAGUUGAAAAAGAGACCUCAAAAACUCAAUAAAAAUAUUAAAAGCCUAUGCCAAAACUUCCC
Molecule: messenger RNA, 76518 nt
Organism: Xyrichtys novacula (pearly razorfish)
Lineage: Eukaryota; Metazoa; Chordata; Actinopteri; Labriformes; Labridae
Source: the annotation of a GenBank genome assembly